Molecule: messenger RNA, 80488 nt
Organism: Coregonus sp. 'balchen'
Lineage: Eukaryota; Metazoa; Chordata; Actinopteri; Salmoniformes; Salmonidae
Source: the annotation of a GenBank genome assembly
ACCAAUGAUGCCUUAGGCCCCACGUGGAACUGCAUGUACUUCAUCCCUCUGAUAAUCAUCGGCUCCUUCUUCGUGCUGAACCUGGUUUUGGGAGUGCUCUCAGGGUGAGUCCACCUUAACGUUACAGCAGCACCGUGGCACUGCCACAUUGUGCCGGGGUGGCUGACAUGUCUUUUAUACACUCUGUCACUGUCUGUACAAGUUAAUGGGUUUUAUACAAAAGGUUAAUGCACAAAAUACUCUAAUUAACUGCAUGGAAAGAAGACAAGGUUUGAGUCUCCCCCUCCACACCCCUUCUCUCCCCUGUUGUCUGAAUGAUGAGGGAGGCCAGGUCAGCGCUGAACAACAGGUCCCAGAACAGUAAUUAUCUGCUGUUGUGUUUGGCUUGCAGGGAGUUUGCCAAGGAGAGGGAGCGGGUGGAAAACCGCAGGGCGUUCAUGAAGCUACGGAGGCAACAGCAAAUUGAGCGGGAACUCAAUGGCUACCGAGCCUGGAUCGACAGAGCAGGUACUGAAACCACUGUCUGUAUUACGCUAUAGACCCAAUACACGUCAUGCUUUUUAAAGGUUACCUCAGAAACACAAUGUCCUUGAUAUUUACCUUCCUACUGUAUGAAUCAGACUUCAUUGUUGGGUCUGCUUUGCAGAAGAGGUGAUGCUUGCGGAGGAGAAUAAGAAUUCAGGACCCUCUGCUCUUGAUGGUAAGAAUGUAAAGAUGGCCCCAUUGGUUAUAUUGUCUUUACACCCCUGCAUUAGUUUACUGUUUAUCUGUCUGUACUGGAUUUAUGGCAUUCUAAUUGUACACAUGACUGUCUGCCAUGAUAAUAUUUCUUAUCUGUCUGUCCACUAAGACAGCCACACAAUGUAAAAUAACUAUAACAUAGGCCUAGACUGAAACAUAUCAUUUGUAGAAAAUAUGUAAUUUCCUAUGAAUUAUUAAUUUAAUAAUAUCAUAUUACCCUAUGCACUGUGCAUGAUACAUACAGCGCCUUGCAAAAGUAUUCAUCCCCCUUGGCGUUUUUCCUAUUUUGUUGCAUUACAACCUGUAAUUUAAAUGGAUUUUUAUUUGGAUUUCAAGUAAUGGACAUACACAAAAUACUCCAAAUUGGUGAAGUGAAAUGAAAAAAAUGGAAAAGGGGUGCAUGCGUAUGUAUUGACCCCCUUCGCUAUGAAGCCCCUAAAUAAGAUCUGGUGCAACCAAUUACCUUCAGAAGUCACAUAAUUAGUAAAAUAAAGUCCACCUGUGUGCAAUCUAAGUGUCACAUGAUCUGUCACAUGAUCUCAGUAUAUAUACACCUGUUCUGAAAGGCCCCAGAGUCUGCAACACCACUAAGCAAGGGGCACCACCAAGCAAGCGGCACCAUGAAGACCAAGGAGCUCUCCAAACAGGUCAGGGACAAAGUUAUGGAGAAGUACAGAUGUAGGUUACAAAAAAAUAUCUUAAACGUUGAACAUCCCACAGAGCACCGUUAAAUGCAUUAUUAACAAAUGGAAAGAAUAUGGCACCACAACAAACCUGCCAAGUGGGGGCCGCCCACCAAAACUCACAGACCAGGCAAGGAAGGCAUUAAUCAGAGAGGCAACAAAGAGACCAAAGAUAACCCUGAAGGAGCUGCAAAGCUCCACAGCGGAGAUUGGAGUAUCUGUCCAUAGGACCACUUUAAGCCGUACACUACACAGAGCUGGGCUUUACAGAAGAGUGGCCGAAAAAAAGCCAUUGCUUAAAGAAAAAAAUAAGCAAACACGUUUGGUGUUUGCCAAAAGGCAUGUGGGAGACUCCCCAAACAUAUGGAAGAAGGUACUCUGGUCAGAUGAGACUAAAAUGGAGCUUUUUGGCCAUCAAGGAAAACGCUAUGUCUGGCGCAAACCCAACACUUCUCAUCACCCCGAGAACACCAUCCCCACAGUGAAGGAUGGUGGUGGCAGCAUCAUGCUGUGGGGAUGUUUUUCAUCGGCAGGAACUGGGAAACUGGUCAGAAUUGAAGAAUUAUGGAUGGCGCUAAAUACGGGGAAAUUCUUGAGGGAAACCUGUUUCAGUCUUCCAGAGAUUUGAGACUGGGACGGAGGUUCACAUCCCAGCAGGACAAUGACCCUAAGCGUACUGCUAAAGCAACACUCGAGUGGUUUAAGGGGAAACAUUUAAAUGUCUUGGAAUGGCCUAGUCAAAGCUCAGACCUCAAUCCAAUUGAGAAUCUGUGGUAUGACUUAAAGAUUACUGUACACCAGCGGAACCCAUCCAACUUGAAGGAGCUGGAGCAGUUUUGCGUUGAAGAAUGGGCAAAUAUUACAUUUACAUUUACAUUUUAGUCAUUUAGCAGACGCUCUUAUCCAGAGCGACUUACAGGAGCAAUUAGGGUUAAGUGCCUUGCUCAAGGGCACAUUUACGUCAUUUAGCAGACGCUCUUAUCCAGAGCGACUCACAAAUUGGUGCAUUCACCCUAUAGCCAGUGGGAUAACCACUUUACAAAUAUUUUUUUUUGGGGGGGGGGGGCUGCGGCAUUCUGGAUGAGUUGUAGGGGUUUAAUGGCACAGGCAGGGAGGCCAGCCAACAGCGAGUUGCAGUAAUCCAGACGGGAGAUGACAAGUGCCUGGAUUAGGACCUGUGCCGCUUCCUGUGUAAGGCAGGGUCGUACUCUCCGAAUGUUGUAGAGCAUGAACCUGCAGGAGCGGGUCACCGCCUUGAUGUUAGCGGAGAACGACAGGGUGUUGUCCAGGGUCACGCCAAGGCUCUUCGCACUCUGGGAGGAGGACACAACGGAGUUGUCAACCGUGAUGGCGAGAUCAUGGAACGGGCAGUCCUUCCCCGGGAGGAAGAGCAGCUCCGUCUUGCCAGGGUUCAGCUUGAGGUGGUGAUCCGUCAUCCAUACUGAUAUGUCUGCCAGACAUGCAGAGAUGCGAUUCGCCACCUGGUUAUCAGAAGUGGGAAAGGAGAAGAUUAGUUGUGUAUCGUCAGCGUAGCAAUGAUAGGAGAGGCCAUGUGAGGAUAUGACAGAGCCAAGUGACUUGGUGUAUAGGGAGAAAAGGAGAGGGCCUAGAACUGAGCCCUGGGGGACACCAGUGGUGAGAGCACGUGGUGCGGAGACAGCUUCUCGCCACGCCACUUGGUAGGAGCGACCGGUCAGGUAGGACGCAAUCCAGGAGUGAGCCGCGCCGGAGAUGCCCAGCUCGGAGAGGGUGGAGAGGAGGAUCUGAUGGUUCACAGUAUCAAAGGCAGCAGACAGGUCUAGAAGGACAAGAGCAGAGGAGAGAGAGUUAGCUUUAGCAGUGCGGAGAGCCUCCGUGACACAGAGAAGAGCAGUCUCAGUUGAAUGACCAGUCCUGAAACCUGACUGGUUUGGAUCAAGAAGGUCAUUCUGAGAGAGAUAGCAAGAGAGUUGGCUAAAGACGGCACGCUCAAUAGUUUUGGAAAGAAAAGAAAGAAGGGAUACUGGUCUGUAGUUGUUGACAUCAGUGGGAUCGAGUGUUGGUUUUUUGAGAAGGGGAGCAACUCUCGCUCUCUUGAAGACGGAAGGGACAUGGCCAGCGGUCAAGGAUGAGUUGAUCAGCGAGGUGAGGUAGGGGAGAAGGUCACCGGAGAUGGUCUGGAGAAGAGAGGAGGGGAUGGGGUCAAGCGGGCAGGUUGUUGGGCGGCCUGCAGUCACAAGUCGCAGGAUUUUAUCUGGAGAGAGAGGGGAGAAAGAAGUCAAAGCAUAGGGUAGGGCAGUGUGAGUAUGACCAGCAGUGUCAUUAGACUUAACAAACGAGGAUCGGAUGUCGUCAACCUUCUUUUCAAAGUGGUUGACGAAGUCAUCCACAGAGAGAGAGGAGGGGGGGGGGGGGGGGGAGGAGGAUUCAGGAGCGAGGAAAAUGUGGCAAAGAGCUUCCUAGGGUUAGAGGCAGAUGCUUGGAAUUUAGAGUGGUAGAAAGUGGCCUUAGCAGCAGAAACAGAUGAAGAAAAUGUAGAGAGGAGGGAGUGAAAAGAUGCCAGGUCGGCAGGGAGUUUAGUUUUGUUCCAUUUCCGCUCCGCUGCCCGGAGCUCUGUUCUGUGAGCUCGCAAUGAGUCAUCAAGCCACGGAGCUGGAGGGGAGGACCGAGCCGGCCGGGAGGAUAGGGGACACAGAGAGUCAAAGGAUGCAGAAAGGGAGGAGAGGAGGGUUGAGGAGGCAGAAUCAGGAGAUUGGAGGGAGAAGGAUUGAGCAGAGGGAAGAGAUGAUAGGAUGGAAGAGGAGAGAGUAGUGGGAGAGAGAGAGCGAAGGUUGCGGCGGCGCAUUACCAUCUGUGUAGGGGCAGAGUGAGUAGUGUUGGAGGAGAGCGAGAGAGAAAAGGAAACAAAGUAGUGGUCGGAGACAUGGAGGGGAGUUGCAGUGAGAUUAGUAGAAGAGCAGCAUCUAGUAAAGAUGAGGUCAAGCGUAUUGCCUGCCUUGUGAGUAGGGGGGGACGGUGAGAGGGUGAGGUCAAAAGAGGAGAGGAGUGGAAAGAAGGAGGCAGAGAGAAAUGAGUCAAAUGUGGACAUAGGGAGGUUGAAAUCCCCCAAAACUGUGAGGGGUGAGCCAUCCUCAGGAAAGGAACUUAUCAAGGCGUCAAGCUCAUUGAUGAACUCUCCAAGGGAACCUGGAGGGCGAUAGAUGACAAGGAUAUUAAGCUUAAAUGGGCUAGUGACUGUGACAGCAUGGAAUUCAAAUGAGGAGAUAGACAGGUGGGUUAGGGGAAAAAUUGAGAAUGUCCACUUGGGAGAGAUGAGGAUUCCUGUGCCACCACCCCUCUGACCAGAUGCUCUCGGGGUAUGCGAGAACACAUGGUCAGACGAGGAGAGAGCAGUAGGAGUAGCAGUGUUUUCAGUGGUAAUCCAUGUUUCCGUCAGCGCCAGGAAGUCGAGGGACUGGAGGUUAGCAUAGGCGGGGAUGAAGUCAGCUUUGUUGGCAGCAGAACGGCAGUUCCAGAGGCUGCCUGAGACCUGGAACUCCAGGUGUGGGGUGCGUGCAGGGACCACCAGGUUAGAGAGGCAGCAGCCACGCGGUGUGAGGCGUUUGUGUAGCCUGUGCAGAGAGGAGAGAACAGGGAUAGGCAGAGGCAUAGUUGACAGGCUGUAGCAAAUGGCUACAAUAAUGCAGAGGAGAUCGGAAUGAAAUGAACUAAACAUCUGGGAGAGGAGAGAGCAGGGCCUCCCUCACCAAAACUUCCACCUCAGAAACUAUAAUUGUUUCACUGAUCCACCCGAACAAAAACUCUCCCAACUUCCACCUUUAGAAAUCAGAAUUGUUGUGAACCACAGCGGUCCAAUGUUUAAAGGAAUAGACUCAACCCACUUUAUUCAGCUAGCUAACUAUGACACCAUAGCUAACUAGCAUGCUAGCAUCCAAUAACACACAGUUUAGCACCAACACUUGGUCACAACAAACCACCAAUAGUGUGUUAACACACUAAGCAGAUAAUUCGUGUCCGUGUCUAGUUCCUUUCAUAACGCAGCAAUAAUUAAACGAUGGCUAGCUUAGCACAAAUAUAUUGUAUUUAGCUGCCACAGUACAGCACACAAUGGCUACUGUGUUGACUCUGUUCGAAAAACGGCUAGCUAGCUAGCUUCGUGCUACACCCGGCACCGCCGAAGACAAUGCCAACCUACAGUAACUACCCACAACAGCCCACGAUGCCUAACUAUGACACCAUAGCUAACUAGCAUGCUAGCAUCCAAUAACACACAGUUUAGCACCAAUACUUGGUUACAACAAACUACCAAUAGUGUGUUAACACACUAAACAGAUCAUUCGUGUCCGUGUCUAGUUCCUUUCAUAACGCAGCAAUAAUUAGACGUUGGCUAGCUAGCACAAGUAUAUUGUAUUUAGCUACUACAGUACAGUUAGCUGGUCGUGUUGGCUAGCUAGCAAUGGCUACUGUGUUGACUUUGUUUGAAGAACGGCUAGCUAGCUAGCUUCGUGCUACACCCGGCACCGCCGAAAAACAAUGCUAACCUACAGUAACUACCCACAACAGCCCACGAUGCCUAACUAUGACGCCAUAGCUAACUAGCAUGCUAGCAUCCAAUAACACACAGUUUAGCACCAAUACUUGGUUACAACAAACUACCAGUAGUGUGUUAACACACUAAACAGAUAAUUCGUGUCCGUGUCUAGUUCCUUUCAUAACGCAGCAAAAAUUAAACGUUGGCUAGCUGGCACAUUAACAUUAACAUUGGAAACAACUCUCCACCGUUGCUAAACGUUACCAGUAGCUACCCGCUAGCUAGCUAGCCUCGUGCUUCGCCGGGCUCCGCCGUAAACAAUACUUACCUACAAUAAUUACCUACGGAAACCUACAAUAACUAAAUAAACUACCUACAAUACCUAACUACAACUACCUACCUACGAUCUAAAUACAUGGUUUAAGCUUUACUCAACACCAUAAAAGAAGCCAAGCUUACCUCCUGCUUAGAGAAAACACAACCUCUCCCGACCACAGCUCCCACAGAAUAUCCCAGUGGCUAGAUGUGCCAAGCUUAUCGAGACAUACCCCAAGAGACUUGCAGCUGUAAUUGCUGCAAAAGGUGGCUCUACAAAGUAUUGACUUUCGGUAGUUAUGCACGCUCAAGUUUUCUCUUUUUUUGGUCUUAUUUCUUGUUUGUUUCGCCCCAAAAUAUAUCUUGCAUCUUCAAAGUGGUAGGCAUGUUAUGUAAAUCAAAUGAUACAAACCCCCAAAAAAUCCAUUUUAAUUCCAGGUUGUAAGGCAACAAAAUAGGAAAAAUGUCAAGGGGGGUGAAUACUUACGCAAGCCACUGUAGAUAACCACAAAUUAUUUUACGUAGGUACAGUGCCUUCGGAAAGUAUUCAGACCCCUUGACUUUUUCCACAUGUUUUUACGUUAUAGCCUUGUUCUAAAAUGGAUAAAAUAAAACAAUUUCCUCAGCAAUCUACACACAAUACCCCAUAAUGACAAAGCAAAAACAAAGCAUUUUUGCAAAUGUAUUAACAGUGCAUGUCAGAGCAAAAACUAAGCCAUGAGGUCGAAGGAAUUGUCCGUAGAGCUCCGAGACUGGAUUGUGUCGAGGCACAGAUCUGGGGAAGGGUACCAAAACAUUUCUGCAGAACUGAAGGUCCCCAAGAACACAGUGGCCUCCAUCGUUCUUAAAUGGAAGAAGUUUGGAACUACCAAGACUCUUCCUAGAGCUGGCCGCCCGGCCAAACUGAGCAAUCGGGGGAGAAGGGCCUUGGUCAGGGAGGUGACCAAGAACCCGAUGGUCACUCUGACAGAGCUCUAGAGUUCCUCUGUGGAGAUUGGAGAACCUUCCAGAAGGACAACCAGCUCUGCAGCAUUUCAAUUAGGCCUUUAUGGUAGAGUGGCUAGACGGAAGCCACUCCUCUGUAAAAGGCACGACAGCCCGCUUGGAGUUUGCCAAAAGGCACCUAAAGACUCUCAGACCAUGAGAAACAAGAUUCUCUGUUCUGAUGAAACCAAGAUUUAACUCUUUGGCCUGAAUGCCAAGCAUCACAUCUGGAGGAAACCUGGCACCAUCCCUACGGUGAAGCAUGGUGGUGGCAGCAUCAUGCUAUGGGGAUGUUUUUCAGCGGCAGGGACUGGGAGACUAGUCAGGAUCAAGGCAAAGAUGAAUGGAGCAAAGUACAGAGAGAUGCUUGAUGAAAACCUGCUCCAGAGCGCUCAGGACCUCAGACUGGGGUGAAGGUUCACCUUCCAACAGGACAACGACCCUAAUCACACAGCCAAGACAACGCAGGAGUGGCUUCGGGACAAGUCUCUGAAUGUCCUUGAGUGGCCCAGCCAGAGCCCAGACUUGAACCUGAUCGAACAUCUCUGGAGAGACCUGAAAAUAGCUGUGCAGCAACGCUCCCCAUCCAACCUGACAGAGCUUGAGAGGAUCUGCAGAGAAGAAUGGGAGAAACUCCCCAAAUACAGGUGUGCCAAGCUUGUAGCAUCAUACCCAAGACGACUCGAGGCUGUAAUCGCUGGCAAAGGUGCUUCAACAAAGUACUAAAUAAAGGGUCUGAAUACUUUUUUUAUUUUUAAUAAAUUAGCAAACAUUUCUAAAAACCAGUUUUUGCUUUGUCAUUAUGGGGUAUUGUGUGUAGAUUGAUGAGGGGAAAAAACAAUUUAAUCCAUUUUAGAAUAAGGCUGUAACGUAACAAAAUGUGGAAAAAGUCAAGGGGUCUGAAUACUUUCCGAAUGCGCUGUAAGUGCUAGCGAGGAAGAGUAGGUGUUGUUGAUUUUCACUGUCAAUUUCAGUCUCUCCUGAGGCAUGAUAUGUAUACAUUUUGUCUCAUUGAGUGUUGGAACGUACAGUACUAUCUGUUUGGUUGACUCUGUGACAGUAAUUUACAAACACUUUCUCAUAACAGUGUAACUAUUUUGAGUUUUUCCUCGCAUUACUCUUAAAUGUGUGUGCUAUCCUGUUUUUGUAAUAUCUCUGGGCUUGUGUGUACUCACGAUAUGUAUCUAUUCCAAAUACCUAUUUAGAAGCACAUUUUCACAAGAAUAGCUAUGCCUAAAAUACCAUUGUUGUUGCUUCUGGUGUGGUGCACUUCAAAAACAGCUUUAGUUAGAAUUAUUGAGGACCAUGCAUGAUGUACCCCCAAAAGCAAUCAUUUCUACUACCUCAAUAUCAAUAUGGACUUUUAAACCUACCAGACAAACACUUACACAAAGCUAUGACCCUAUCAAGUGAAGCAUGAUUUUCCCCCCCAACAAACAAACAAACAAAUCGUUUUUAUUAAAUGUUGAUUGACAGCUCCCAAGAGGCUGUCUGAAUGGAAUACAGGCGGUAACCAUGGUGAGGAACAACUUCUAUUCUACACUUCCUUGCCACCUUUUGUUCCUUUUCAACAACUCAGUCUGACAUGAACGUUUAAAUAAAGCCAGCUAUUGUUCCACAAACCACACUUACAAAUAAACCACGAGCCAUUCUGAACUCCAAACAUUUAAUUUGGCACAAGCAAACCAAAAGUAGCCGUGAAAAGGUCCAGCUGUUCCAGUGGAAACAAAUUCAGAAGAUGUAAUAGCUUUGAGAGAGUGCGCCAGUGUUGCCAUAGCAACUGAAAUUAAAUGUCCGGGUGUCAGCCAGUGUGUGCCUCGUGCAUACACUAUUGGUUCACUGGCUUAUUAAAAGGGGGAAUGUCUAGGUAAAUAUGAAUAAAUAAAUGAGAUUCUAAUCAAAAGGUGGUGGGGGUGUACGAGGUUUGGCUGGAGGAAGAGCUCAACUCACCCUGAUAAUUCUUGUUUUUUUCCGCAUCAGGCACACAUACAAUUAUAUGUGUGCAUCAAUACAGCUCUUUACAAUGAUAUGGUAUGAUAUUGUCUCAAACUUAAUGUGAGUGUGGGUUAUAGCCAAGAGAAUAGAACCAACAACAACAACGAUUAGUUGUAGUUAAGUUGGGUUCAUCAUACAGUAAUAACAAUAGAUGCAUAUUUUAAUAACACCAUGUUGCUGUAAUCUGUUACCCAUGUGUACUAAAUGCAUGUUUGUACUCUUGUUUUACAAUACCCAAAGCACCAAACACAGUGGCAUGUAAAUGCGUUGAUUAUUUUCACCAUUCUCUUCUCAUCUUGUCAGUAAUGCCCUCAUGAUCUUGUAUAUCUACCUGUGUGUCUCAUGACAUGUUCUCUGUGUUGGAGUGUCAUAAACGUUGUGUUUUGUGUGGGCUUUCUGCUGGGUGACAAUGUGAAACCUUUGGCUGCAGUGCUGAAGAGGGCCACCAUCAAGAGGAGAGGGGUGGAUGCCGUCCACCGGGGCCCAGGGGACGAGCAGUAUGGUGACAUCUCUUCUGUGGGUGAGUGUGUGUGUCAAGCCACUGAAAAGAGCAGUAGUUUGUAGCUAACAUCCCGAAUGGUUGAAUGAUCUGCCAUCAGGCAGCAGGCACCCCCUCCAUAUUAAAUUCUGUAAUUACAAAGGAGGAGAUUGUCAUUGUCGUAUUGGGAAUAAAACUGGAAAUGGCAACACAUCAGUUCCAGCCAUCAUUACAUGUUACAGUCAGUAGCUAAGCUAAAUGGAUGAGAAGGCCUUUGGCUCUUCGUUUUCCUUUUGGAGAAAUUGUAUCUAUUGUGCAAAUGAAACAUUUCACAGAGGAGAGAUCUACAAGAUAAUGUGUAUUUGUCAUUGUACUACUAUAAUUUUUUUAGUAAUGAUCUAAAAUGGCUGUCCCCGCCAGGCAUCCCGAUGGCCAGACCCAGCAUCAGGAGUGCUAAGAGAGGACCUAUGGCUUAUUUUAAGCGGAAGGAGCGUCUGCUGCGUAUCUCUAUCCGCCGCAUGGUGAAGACACACACCUUUUACUGGACCGUACUGGGCCUGGUGGCCCUCAACACACUCUGUGUGGCCAUCGUCCAUCACAACCAGCCCAACUGGCUGUCUGUGUUCCUCUGUAAGUCACACACACACACACACACACACACAGGUACGUACCAUCAUCUCCAUCCAAAAUAAAUAAAGUCGGGUGGCAUUAAUCUUUGAGAUGAUUGUUUUCUGCUGUGUUUAUGAGUGUUGUUGUUGCUGUUGUUGUCUGCAUUUCAGACUAUGCAGAGUUUCUCUUCCUGGGUCUGUUUCUCACUGAGAUGUGCUUAAAGAUGUACAGCCUGGGACCCAGACUCUACUUUCACUCCGCCUUCAACCGCUUCGACUGCGGCGUGAGUCCCUUUCUUUUUCUGUUUAAUCGCUAACCAACAUGGAGAGACCAUGCCAGAUGGAAAGACAGUGACAUACUGUAGAUUAUAACAUUGCCCCAAUUAUGAGGGAAUGAGAGGAAAUGCUUUACUUAAAACAUUGGACAGUGACUUAAAGGGGCAAUCAGCAGUUGCUGCUUCCAUUUUAAGACUUAUAAAUUCAUUAUAUAUACUCAUUGUUUCUUGAAGAAUAUAAAUGCCUUAUGAGCUUAGUUCAACUGUCGUACCUCAUCAGAACCCAAAAUAUAUACUUUUUUAAAUCUGUUUGUAAACAUUGUAAACGUAAACAAACACUGUAUAUCCUCAAAAUGUACUUAAAACAAGAAUUGUGACAUAUUGGAUGGUCAGUCCUUGCAUCAAUAGCUCUGUCUUUGAAUGAAUGGUUACAUAUCUCCAGGCCCAUCCCUCAGAUUUUUUUCCAAAACAGAUGUGGGGUGUCCGCUUUGUUAAUCUUUCAACGGCAGAUUGCCCCUUUAAACACUUUUUAAUGAAAGUGACACUGAUGGUGUAAUUUAGAUAAUGAAGUGCAGUAAAUGUCUCUGUUCUGUUUCUGUCACAUCUGCACUCAUCUGUGAAUGGACAUCCUUCAUCUUUGUCUCUCUGUAUACUUACUGUACGUUAAAGUCUGCUGUUGGUGUGCUGGUACAUCUGGUGAUUAUGUUGUUAAUGGCCCUGUUAACAGGUGAUAGUGGGCAGCAUCUUUGAGGUGAUGUGGGGGUUCUUCAGGCCUGACAUGUCCUUUGGCAUCAGUGUGCUGCGCGCUCUCCGUCUGCUGAGGAUAUUCAAGAUCACCAAGUUAGUCCAAGGCCUCCUCAUUGGUUUAUAACAUUCUUCCUGCAGUAUGCAAUGAGGCAAUGCAUAGCAAGCACUGGCACCUAGCUAUCAAUGUCCUAGAUUAUGAGGUUCCUGGGUGUCACAUCAGUGUGAUAUUUGUAGCCUCCUGCUAGGGAUAGGAUAUGCAGAUAUGUCAAUUGCCAGGCUGGCUACAAAUAAUUUAAAACCCUCACAAUAGCAAUAUUUAGACAUUGUUAAUUAAUUGAUUGUCUCUUAUUUAGACGGAAUUCAAAUGCCACUAAUCCCGCCCCUGGUUGGUUGUGAUUGGCAGGUACUGGGCGUCGCUGAGGAACCUGGUGGUAUCCCUGAUGAAUUCUAUGAAGUCCAUCAUCAGCCUCAUCUUCCUCCUCUUCCUCUUCAUCCUGGUCUUUGCUCUGCUGGGCAUGCAGCUGUUCGGUGGCAGGUAUUGUACCAUAGACACAAGGAUGAACUACCACUGCCCGUCUGUCAGAUCUAGUCUCAUCACAAACUAUGAUAGAUACUGGCAGUUGAUGUAAUCAAAGUGGAUGUAGUACAACUGAUUAUUUGAUUUGUGUCAUCAUGACCUUCUCCUUGUGACAUUUGAUAUUACAGAGGACAUUUUCAUCCCCUGUGGCAAUGUAAAAAACACCCUGACAGGACUCGGUCUUUCCCUAGCAGAUUCUGUCACACAUCUAGUCUUAGCUGUUGUCCCGCUAUGUUCACACGGUUAAAGGACCGUUUCUGGGAAACUGUCACUUCAAUGAAUGCAGUGCAUGCCGGAGAUGUAUGUUGCCUGGCCACUGGAAUACAGAAAAUAAAACAAACUUUGGGAAAAAGUCCCCCCUCUAUUACCCAGAAAAUGAAAAUAAAAGAAUUGGUUUCUCUCUCUCUGAAAAAAACAUUUUAAAAUCCUGGCUCAACUCGAUGUCCUCUCUGUCCUCAUCUUUCCACGCAGGUUCAUCUUUGAAGACUACACUCCUACAAACUUUGACACCUUUCCUGCUGCCAUCAUGACUGUCUUUCAGGUCUGGUCUAAUUCAAUUGUUUUGAUUGAGUAAAGUUUUGUGUUUUUGAUUCAGGUAACAAAGCUUUGCAUGUGGAAAUCUUACAGAGUCCAUAUAAAUAUUUGGAUUGUCAUGAAUUUGCAGAUUAUCUACUCUGUAUCUUGUGCCUGAAUCCUGUGAUACAGUAUGUGGUACUUACAGUCGCUAGUGAAAGUCUACACACAUCUUGCACAGUCUUAUCAUUUUGCUGUCUUAAAAUGUAAUCUAAAAAGGGAUUACAUUUGAUUUUUUUUCCUACCCAUCUACACAACCUACUCCACAAAACUACAGAAAAUGUUCCAGAUAAAUACAAAUAUAACAUGAAGAUGUAUUGAUUGUGUAUGUCUUCAAACCCCAGAGUUAAUACUUGGUGGAAGCACCUUUGGCAGCCAUUACAGCUGUGAAUAAUUUUGAAUAAGAUUCUACCAACCUUGUACAACUAUUAAGGCAACAUAUAUCAGUUAGGAAUCAUUGAUGGAUAGCAAUACCUUGUCUCUGAUUUUUAAGAAGAUUUAAGUCAGGACUGAGACUGGACCAUUCAGGAACACUCAACAGCUCUUGUAAAGCCAUUCUGAUGUGUAUUUGGCAUAAACAUGUGUGUUAUGGCCUCCCGAGUGGCGCAGCGGUCUAAGGCACUGCAUCGCAGUGCUUGAGGCGUCACUACAGACAUGGGUUUGAUCCCAGGCUGUGUCACAGCCGGCCGUGACCGGGAGACCCAUGGGGCGGCACACAAUUGGCCCAGCGUUGUCCGGGUUAGGGGAGGGAUUGGCCGGCCGGGAUUUCCUUGUCCCAUCGCGCUCUAGCAACUCCUUGUGGUGGGCUGGGCGCCUGCAAGCUGACUUCGGUCGCCAGCUGGACGGUGUUUCCUCCGACACAUUGGUGCGGCUGGCUUCCGGGUUAAGCGAGUAGUGUGUCAAGAAGCAGUGCAGCUUGGCAGGGUCGUGUUUCAGAGGACGCAUGGCUCUCGACCAUUGCCUCUCCCGAGUCCGUAGGGGAGUUGCAGCGAUGGGACAAGACUGUAACUACCAAUUGGGGAGAAAAAGGGAUAUAAGUACAAAAAAAUAGUAAUAAUAAUUGGGUUAUUGUCCCACUGAAACUCUAUCCCAGCGUAAGGUUUUCAGAAGACUACGGCGGAUUUUCCUCUAACAUUUUACCUGGGCUUUGCUCCUUUCAUAUUUAUUUUGAUCCUGACAAACUCCCCAGUCCCUGCUGGUGACAAUCAUACCCAUAACAUGAUGCUGCCACCACAAUACUUGAAAAUACAGAGGAUCAACAACAUUGCAUUCAUUCCACAAUACUGGCCUGUAUGAAAAAGUUAAAAGAAGAAAGACUGUGUUAAAAAAUCCUCUACAAAUCAUCCAUCCUGUUUGAAACAAGGCCGUUAAGCAAUACUGCAAGACAACACGGCAAAUAAAUUAACUUUUUGGCCUAAAUUUAAAACUACAGGUUUGGGUCAAAUCCAAUAGAACACAACACAGAGUAAAACCCUCUGUAUUUUCAAGUAUUGUGGUAGCAGCAUCAUGUUAUGGGUAAGCUUAUAACCAGAAGGAACUAGGGAGUUUGUCAGGAUCAAAAUAAUAAUGAAAGGAGCAAAUCCCAGGUAAAAAGUUAGAGGAAAACUCGCUUCAGUCUUCUGAAAACCUUACCCUGGGAUAGUAUUUUUUAGUGGGACAAUUACAAAAUGUAAAUGCCAAAGACACACCAGAAUGGUUUUGCAAUAGGUGUUGAGUGUUCCUGAGUGGUCCAGCCUUAGUCAAAUUUGCUUGAAAAUUGGAGACAAGGUCUGAAUAUUGUUGUCCAUCAAUGAUUACCAACCAAAUUUACUGAGCUUGAGCAAUUUUGACAAAGACAACAGAAAAAUGUUGCCCUAAGAGUUGUGCAAAGUUAGUAGAAUCUUAUUCAAAAUGAUUAACAACUGUAAUGGCUGCCAAAGGUGCUUCCACCAAGUAUUAACUCUGGGGUGCCAAGACAUACGCAAUCAAGAAAUUUUUGUUUUUUUGAUUAUUUAUUAAUUUGGAAAAUGUUCUGUAACUAUCUUUCACUUUGAAAAUGUGGAGUAGGUUGUGCAAAUCUGUAUGAAAAAAAACUAAUGUAAUCCCUUUUUAAGGCAGAAAACGAUGAAGACUGUGCAAUGGAUGUGUAGACUUUCACUAGGCACUGUAUAUCUAGAUCCUGACAGGAGAAGACUGGAAUGAGGUGAUGUACAAUGGGAUCCGCUCCCAGGGAGGAGUGAAGUCAGGAAUGUGGUCCUCCAUAUACUUCAUUGUGCUCACACUCUUUGGUAACUGUAUCCUUUCUCAGCUAGCAAAUCACUUUUCACACUGUAGAUAUGAUUAGAUUAAACGUCUGAUGUGUGGAUUCUGUAGAUCAGACAUCUAGGUCCUUGACAUGAGUGUGACCAGACACGCUGCUGAAUGUCUUCUUGGCCAUCGCUGUGGACAAUCUGGCCAAUGCCCAGGAACUAACCAAGGUAAAAUCUCCUUUCAACAAUUCACUAGUCUUCCCAUAAUUGAAGAUGAUACCUGCUCUCAACAGCAUCUGUGAUUAAUUAAUCUGUUCUAUGCAAUCUUAUAUCUAGGACGAAGAGGACGAAGAGGCUGCUUUCAAUCAGAAACAUGCUCUCCAGAAAGCCAAGGAAGUAGGGGCCAUGUCUUCCCUGAUGUCAUCACAGUAAGUGGUGUGUGUACCCCUGCUGCCUGUUCCCCUUCCUCUCUGUCUCCCUCAGGACUCUAACAGACUGCUAACUAACAGUACUAACACUAUGUAGUCACACCAGAGGCUGUUGCUGUAGUACAGCCAACACUAAAGGAAGGGAGGGAUUGAGGCUGACAAAGCCUUAGGGAAUCAGUUUGACUAUGGGCAAUUUUUGUUAUGUAGUGCUAUGCCUUGGAAUUUGGCUUUUGCAAAUCGGCAGGAAAAUGUGCCUUGAACUGCAUUAGAGCCCCGGGUUUGAACUAGAUUAGAUUAUACACUGAGUGUACAAAACAUUAGGAACACCUUCCUAAUAUUGAGUUGCACCCCCUUUUGCCCUCAGAACAGCCUCAAUUCAUCACUCUACAAGGUGUUGAAAGCGUUCCACAGGGAUGCUGGCCCAUGUUGAUUCACAGUUGUGUCAAGUUGGCUGGAUGUCCUUUGAGUGGUGGACCAUUCUUGAUACAAAUGGGAAACUAUUGAGCGUGAUAAUCCCAGCAGCGUUGCAGUUCCUGACACACUCAAACCGGUGCAUCUUGCACCUAAUGUCAUAACCUGUUCAAAGGCACUUAAAUAUUUUGUCUUGCCCAUUCACCCUCUGAAUGGCACACAUACACAAUCCAUGUCUCAAUUGUCAAAAAAAUAUUUUGUUAACCUGUCUCCUCCCCUUCAUCUACACUGAGUGAAGUGGAUAUAACAGAUGACAUCAAUAAGGGAUCUUAGCUUUCACCUGGUCAGUCAGUCUAUGUCAUGGAAAGAGCAGGUGUUCCUAAUGUUUUAUACACUCAGAGUAGUUUGUGUUACUGGUAAAUCAUAGUUGAUUUAGUCCGUUUGAUCUAGGUACAGGCUACUGUAAUUGUAGCUGUAUAAUGGAGCUCCGGACAGUCGUAGUGCCCUUCAUAAUUUUUUACAUUUGAGUCAUUUAGCAGACGCUCUUAUCCAGAGCGACUUACAGUUAGUGAGUGCAUACAUUUUUCAUACUGGCCCCCCUUGGGAAUCGAACCCACAACCCUGGCGUUGCAAGCGCCAUGCUCUACCAACUGAGCUACAGGAGGCCUAAUGACUUCUUGGCCAUCGCUAAUGAUGUUCAUAUUGCUGAAAAUGUGUGCUGGAAACAACUGAACUGAACAACUAAAGAGGUAUUGAUAUACCCUUCCUGAUAGGUCUAUAGGUCUGUUUUAGAUUGUACCUCUAUAAUUUGCUCUAAAUUGAACAGCGUGUCACCAUGGCUACCGGCAGGCUUCCCAGUAUCUGCAGGGAUGAGCCUAUACCGUCGUCAUAGCGACAGCAUUACUGGCAUCCAAAUUAAUAUAUCAUUCCAAUUAGAUAAAUAUUCUGCAGUACUUAGUCACCCUUACUUUCACAAGACUGAUUUUUGUAAUCGUUAUGUUUUUGGAGUAAAUAGAAGAAUUACCAAGUGUCAGGAAGUCAUUCAUCUGGACAUGCCAUGUUGGGUUACAAGAGACAAGAGUCAUAAAGUAAUGUUAUUUCAUCAAAGCCCACAGUAUUGAUUUCCUAUAUGAAUGUUGUGACACCCAGUCUGUCUGGUGGAAGUGCAUGUACUUAGGCAUGGUGAAACAUAGAGAGAUGGUACGCAUGUUGGAAAUGAACAGCAUAUUGCAUGGUCAUUCAAACCACAUGCGCGGAAAAAGCAUUUUUAAAUGUUUCAUAAUUAAACAUUUUGGUCUCAUGCUGUGCAGCAUUAGAUCUCCUUGGCAAUACGUUAGUACAGCAGGAGUGAAGAUUAGCAGAGCUGUGGUGCGUGCUACAAAUAUAACCAGUUCCAUGAAUUGCUUAUGCGGAAAUAUAAAACUGGAGGAUUUUCCCCUCAGUAACUUGAAGUUGUUGGUUUUUCAUCUAGGUUCACCCAGGUUGAGGCAUAUCUAUACAGUGCCUUGCAAAAGUAUUCAGCCCCCUUGGCGUUUUUCCUAUUUUGUUGCAUUACAACCUGUAAUUUAAAUGGAUUUUUAUUUGGAUUUACACAUAAUAUAUACACAUACACAUAAUAGUCCAAAUUGGUGAAAUUAAAAAAAUUACUCGUUUCAGAAAAUUCUAAAAAAUAAAUACCGUAAAAGUGGUGCGUGCAUAUGUAUUCACCCCCUUUGCUAUGAAGCCCCUAAAUAAGAUCUGGUGCAACCAAUUACCUUCAGAAGUCACAUAAUGAGUUAAAUAAAGUCCACCUGUGUGCAAUCUAAGUGUCACAUGAUCUGUCACAUUAUCUCAGUAUAUAUACACCUGUUCUGAAAGGCCCCAGAGUCUGCAACACCACUAAGCAAGGGGCACCACCAAGCAAGCGGCACCAUGAAGACCAAGGAGCUCUCCAAACAGGUCAGGGACAAAGUUGUGGAGAAGUACAGAUCAGGGUUGGGUUAUAAAAAAAUAUCAGAAACUUUGAACAUCCCACGGAGCACCAUUAAAUCCAUUAUUAAAAAAUUGAAAGAAUAUGGCACCACAACAAACCUGCCAAGAGGGCAGCCCACCAAAACUCACGGACCAGGCAAGGAGGUUAAUCAGAGAGGCAACAAAGAGACCAAAGAUAACCCUGAAGGAGCUGCAAAGCUCCACAACGGAGAUUGGAGUAUCUGUCCAUAGACCACUUUAAGCCAUACACUCCACAGAGCUGGGCUUUACGGAAGAGUGGCCAGAAAAAAGCCAUUGCUUGAAGAAAAAAAUAAGCAAACACGUUUGGUGUUCGCCAAAAGGCAUGUGGGAGACUCCCCAAACAUAUGGAAGAAGGUACUCUGGUCAGAUGAGACUAAAAUUGAGUUUUUUGGCCAUCAAGGAAAACGCUAUGUCUGGUGCAAACCCAACACCUCUCAUCACCCCAAGAACACCAUCCCCACAGUGAAGCAUGGUGGUGGCAGCAUCAUGCUGUGGGGAUGUUUUUCCAUCGGCAGGGACUGGGAAACUGGUCAGAAUUGAAGGAAUGAAGGAUGGCGCUAAAUACAGGGAAAUUCUUGAGGGAAACCUGUUUCAGUCUUCCAGAGAUUUGAGACUGGGAUGGAGGUUCACCUUCCAGCUGGACAAUGACCCUAAGCAUACUGCUAAAGCAACACUCGAGUGGUUUAAGGGGAAACAUUGAAAUGUCUUGGAAUGGCCUAGUCAAAGCCCAGACCUCAAUCCAAUUGAGAAUCUGUGGUAUGACUUAAAGAUUGCUGUACACCAGCGGAACCCAUCCAACUUGAAGUAGCUGAAUAGUUAUGCACGCUCAAGUUUUCUUUUCUUUUUUUGUCUUAUUUCUUGUUUGUUUCACAAUAAAAAAUAUGUUGCAUCUUCAAAGUGGUAGGCAUGUUAUGUAAAUCAAAUGAUACAAACCCCCCAAAAAUCAAUUUUAAUUCCAGGUUGUAAGGCAACAAAAUAGGAAAAAUGCUAAGGCGGGUGAAUACUUUCGCAAGCCACUGUAUGUGCAGGGUUUUGCAGGGUACCUUAUGACAUAUUCAGGGUCAGGCACUUGUCGAAUCACGUUGAUGAGAUUUGAAUACCAUAGGUUUUCCAGCGUCUGUGUUUGGAGAAAUCUCUGAACUUUGGUAGCAUUGCAUCAUGUCUGUGAUGUCUGAGGUGAAAUGCUGUAACUGUCUUUCCUCCGGGGGAUCUUGCACAACUGACCUUCAGAGCAUGAUGAUGAUGAUGUUGACUAAGUGAAAAAGGUUGAAGCAUGUCUGAGACUCCUGAUACUGUAGAGAGCGAUGGCUGCAUGUCUCUCUCUGACCAGCAUGACCAAUGAGAAUGUUACCCUGGCACAACUUUGGGGAGGAGAGCUGCACACGUAAUGCAAACUGAUAUGGUUGCUUUGCCUAAACAAUCUCUGUCUCUGUUCUGUUUGUUGUGCCAAUGAAGGCCAUUUCUGUGUUUUAUUCCUGUGCCAUACUGUAUCUCUGAAUGUCUUUAACAUUUCAAACUUCCUGAAUAUUUUAUAUGUUGCACCUGUUGAUGUUAAUGUUGUUCUGAUCUAAUACUGCUGCCAUCCUGUUUGUCAUGUGGCGCUUUGCCUGCCUAGAGGCACAGCCCAAAACAUUUAGGCAAUAUUCAUUUGGUUGAAUCAUUUAAAAGGGUUUUACUACCUGGUAAUACAGAAAAUAAUGAUUUUGGCUAUACAGACAUACAAUGCAGUAGACUAUAGUCUAAUAGUGAUCCAUUGAAAUUGGUAAUGUUGUUGGACUGUGUCUCAGGGCCUGUUUUGUCUCUGCUCACAAAAGCACUAAUGUCUUGUUUUCAACCAAUCGCUUAUUGAUAACACGGACCACACAAGAGUACAAGUACGAGUAAGUAUUAACGCUGUCUGUUCAUUUCAAUUUCAAAACAAACUGCCUGAUUUUCUUAACUGGGUAACUCUUCUGUUCUCAUUUUAUUACGUUCCUUGUUUUACUUCCAGAAUCUUACAGUAUUUGGCUCUGCAUCUUAUAUCAGUUCCACUGGUUUCUACGUCUCCCACUUUCAUUAUAGUUAUUACAACUUCCUAGUUACAUUUUGCUUAAUUUAUUACAUAACAUCUUCAUUGAGCCAGUAAAUUGUUUUUCAUCAAUGCUUAAUUAAAAUUCUGGAUCUUGUUUACCAAGCUUUGAAAAUCAGACUAAAUUGCCUUUUCUCGAAUGUGUUCCAACUGCUCACUGGUUUUGUACAAAUGUUUUAUUUAUAAGUGUAUGUUUCACAAACAUUUGUACACAAGCAAGUAGAAGAAAUUAAAAAACUAUUCUAACACAUUUUGGAAUUGGUUUAAAAUGAAAAGUAGAGGUUACAAUAUUCAGUGUAUAUCACUGUUAUAUACAAGUACUGUGUUUCUAUCUCCCUUACUGCUAAUCCUGACAGUGUUGUUGUCCUCUCUCCCAGCAGGAGGAGGAGACCCUACCUGUACAGGAAAAGAGCGAUACACAGGAGCCGGCCUGCCUACUCUCUGGAGGAGGCUGAGAGCCUCGCCGAGGGGCCCCCCUGCCCGCCACUGAAUUCCUCUAACUCUUUCAUGUCCAGGGGGGAGAGGAGAAGACGGAUGACCAUGUCUGUGUGGGAGCAGAGAACCAGCCAACUGCGCAGGCACCGGCAGAUGUCCAGCCGAGAGAUCCUCUUCAGCAGCCCCAGUGAGGAGCAGGAGGUGCCCCCUGGAUGCCCCCACCACCUCAAAGCCACAGGCACACCCACAGGCAGCCUGAAGCUGGCUGACCCCACGGCUGACCCUACGGCCUCCACAGCUCAGCCCCCCAAGCCCAUGGACCUAACUCUAGAGGAGCCACCCCUGUCCAUGGGCGUCCCUGAGCCCCCCUUGUCCGUCCCUUUAGCAGAGUCACCCAUACCCAUCGACAGUCCCCUGCCUGACCCCUCCACGUCCACAGUUGUGUCCAUUCCGGAGCCCACUGAAUCUGAGCUGUGCCCAGAGAGCAAGCUUGAUGUCACCAACCACAGCCACCCAGGUGUCAAUGGCCGCAGGAGCCCCAGGUUAAAUGGGGAGAGAAGGCAGAGAGCGGUGCGUAAGUUCCGCCCUCCUGCUGGUGACACCCUGACCCCUGACAUGGCAGGGAUGAGGUUCAGGAGGCCAAGGGGCACAGGGCACCACGAAGCCCAGGCUGGGGCCAGAGGCCUGGACUCACCCCAGAGGGAGGGGAGCAGUCGCUCUAUCAGCAGGGAGAGAAAGACCCCAGAGGACCCACAGGAGAAGGAGAGGAGAGCCGGUAAUGCGGGAGAGACCAGCCAGCCUUCUGAGACCAGGGAGGCUGAACACAGGUGAGGAGGAACUGACACUGAUGUACAGCUAGUUCUAUUAGUUCAGUAUAUAGUAGACUGUUUGUAUAGUAUUCUGUAGACUCUGUUUGUAUAGUAUUCUGUAGACUCUGUUUGUAUAGUAAACUGUUAGUAGUCAGUUUUCUGCUAUGUUCAAUGUAUCAGACUUCAGAGUGCCCAAAAUGCAACAAAUCCCCAAUGAAUCCGGACUCCAAGCCUAGAUGUUGUCCCUUGUCCCUCUGCUCCUCGACAGACAGGGUGACCCUAACCAGGCUGGGGUUCCUGAGCUGCAGAACAGGGAGCAGGGUCCACAGUCAGAACCACCCACCCUGCAGCCAUUUCAGGCUGCAGUACUGGAGCUCCCAGAGGGCCAGACAGGAGAUAGUGAUACUGGGAACAAUGCCACCACUCUGAACCAGGAUAACUCCCCUCUGAGCUCCAGUAUCUACAUAGAGGUGACCAAUGUUCAGUCGUCACUAGAGCUCACCCCCAUCACAGGUAACACCUUCAAGGGUGUCCUUAUUCUAUCACAUAUGUGCAUUCAUUGUGCUAGUUCCGCUGAGAGGUGUAUGAAAUGCCUUGGUGUAUGAAAGCCUCCAUCUCUUGGGGGUUGGAGAUAUCUCUGAUAUCACAGCAUGUUACCACAAUCAGAGCACAGCAGCACACCCACAUUCUCCACCUCUUCCAGGUAACAGUAACGACAUGGAGGCGUCCAAGCCUGAGAAGGAAGAGGAGCAGUUGACCAGCCCAGCCAAUAUUGUCACACCUGACAGCAUGUUCAUCUUCAAACCUGGCAACCCGUAAGUCUCCCUCUGUUCCUCUCUGCUACUCCUAUUACAUCAUCCAGAACCUUCAUCCUAACACCAUCAUCCUAGUACUAUCAUCCUAACAGCAUCAACCUAACAGCAUCAUCCUAGUACCAUCAUCCUAACACCACCAACCUAACACCAUAAACCUAAUACCAUCAUCCUAGCACCAUCAUCCUAUCACCAUCAUCCUAACACCAUCAAGCUAAUACCAUCAUCCUAUCACCAUCAUCCUAACACCAUCAACCUAAUACCAUCAUCCUAACACCAUCAUCCUAAUGCCAUCAUCCUAACGCCAUCAUCCUAACACCAUCAUCCCAAUACCAUCAACCUAGGACCAUCAUCCUAACACCAUCAUCCUAGUACCAUCAUCCUAGAACCAUCAUCCUAGUACCAUCAUCCUAAUACCAUCAACCUAAUACCAUCAUCCUAACACCAUCAUCCUAAUGCCAUCAUCCUAACACCAUCAUCCUAACACCAUCAUCCCAAUACCAUCAACCUAGCACCAUCAUCCUAACACCAUCAUCUUAGUACCAUCAUCUUAGUACCAUCAUCCUAGUACCAUCAUCCUAAUACCAUCAGCCUAACAUCAUCAUCCUACACCAUCAUCCUAACACCAUCAUCCUAACACCAUCAUCCUCACCAUCUAACACAGACUUGAUAGAGAUAUAGAUAUAGGUUUCAGUCCUGCUCUGUCAGUUGUUUAUCAGUCAGAGCGGUUGUGUCCUCUGUUCCUUGUCUAGGAUCCGCCGGGCCUGUCACUAUGUGGUGAACCUGCGUUACUUUGAGACGUGCAUCCUGCUUGUGAUCGCUGCCAGCAGUAUCGCCCUGGCUGCAGAGGACCCCGUGUCAGCCACCUCUAACUGGAACAAAGUGAGAGCCAGUCUGGUCACUGGGCUUUACAUGGACUCAACAGAUGGCUGUUUUCCUCGCUGACCUUGAGCCUCACUAUUCUAACUGUCCUUCUCCACAAUGGUGGCUAGGCUAUUGUCUUUGGUGUGUGGUUGCUUUUGUUUUGCUUUGUUUUCCUCUGCUGUAUUAUUUUUCUCUCAGCAUAACGAGGAGUGCAAACAUGUGCCCCUGACAGGGAUUGUGUCUGCAUCUGACACUGUAUCUGAUCUCACAGGGAGAGCAAUAUUAGAGUUGUCACUCUCUGCUCACACUGAGGAGCCAGAUUGAGGAGAGGAGGGUGUUGUAGGGUGUAGAAUCAUCACAUCACACUCCCUACAGCUGCCUCUGCUUUAGUCUCUUCCUACGACAACAAAUCAAACAGAUAGCACAAACAGCGUUGAUCUAGCUAGUACAAUCUGGAAUUCUACAGAAUUUCUAUUGUUGAUGACAUUGUUUUGUAUGUCGUUACAGAAGUUCCUUCAAGUAAAAACGAAUCAUUUUGAAUGUGUGCCUGGGGUCUCAUAUCUGGCCAUGUACUAGCUGAAAUACUAAAAGAAAGCAUUAUUAUAAUUGCUUUGUGAAGGUCUCCCACGGUGACUUGAUGGGGGGGGCUUCUUUGGAUGUUGGUGAUUGAGGCAGAUUGAGUUGGAAAUGCAAUGGGCCUGUGCGAUAUCCUAGGAAGAUAAUCAAAGCAUAUAUUCAUCAGAAGAGAAGGGCACCACUUAAAAGCAUUGUCUUAGAAAUAGAAGGCCCUCAGGGUAAACGUAAUCAAUGUGACCAUUAAAGAGAGAAGUUGGUUUCCUAAAAGGGAAAUGUGUCCCCAGUUCAGUGGUGAAGAACAAAUGCAACACGUUAAACAUAGUGUCUCAGAGUCUCACUCUGGUCCUAAGUGCUUUUUGUUCUCCUCUAAUGUAUGAGCUGAUGGCAAAUAAUUAAAUGUUCUUCAUCAACCCCUGGAGUCCAAUAUUGUAAUUAAUGUAUUAAUAUAUUUGUCUACUUUUUACCCCACAGGUUUUGCGUUACUUUGACUACGUGUUCACAGGUGUCUUUACAUUUGAAAUGAUAAUAAAGGUGAGUUAUGACUUAAUAGAAAGAAAAUACAGUAUUCUCUAUUCAAUCAGCAGGAAUCCUGUAUUGAAACAUGACCAAACUGUGUCAUAUUUACAUGACAGAGGACAUACCAUACUGUAGCAGAAGCAGUUGGAUUGGGCAGAUGGUACAUGAACAUGUUUGGCAUAAGCUGUUACCCACUGGGCACACACUGGUUGAAUCAAUGUUGUUUCCAUGUCAUUUCAAUGAAUGACGUCUGUGCCCAGUGGGUAGUCCCGAGAAAAUGUAAUGUCAGAUAGACAGAAUGUACAGUAUUUUGCUAAUUAACAGUGAGGCCCCCCUAUGCCAAUAUUUAGUGCAGUUUUCAAAUGACUUAACAAAGAUGUGUAUUUGACAGAUGAUAGACCAGGGCUUGAUUCUCCAUGACGGCUCCUAUUUCCGGGACCUGUGGAACAUUCUAGACUUUAUCGUGGUGGUCGGAGCUCUGGUGGCCUUCGCCCUCACGUGAGUCAUGUGACCUUGCAUAGGUUAUAACUUCCUGUGUAGUGGUUUGUGUAGUGUACAGUACUAGAGUGUAUACUGCCAGUGUAGCUUGACUGCUCAGGUCUUUGACUGGACAUAGCACUGUUUUUCACUCUGUUUUGUGAUAUACAUGUUUUUUCCCACCCUGAGAUGUACAUGUUCAGUAUCAUGUCUUUCUCUCUGUCGUUCUCUGCUCCUGUGGAUUGUGUUGCUGUGGGACUGCCAGGAAUGUGUUGGGGUAAAAACACUCUCUUUAUUCUCUUUCUUUCUGCUCUUUUCUCAACAGGAUCCUGUGUUUCCUCUAUAGUUCAUACAUAAGUGCUGUGAAAAAGUAUUUGCCCCCUUUCAAAUUUUUCUAAUUGCGUAUUUUUGAUACUCAAUGUUAUCAGUUCUUCAACCAAAACCUAAUAUUAGAUCAAGGGAACCUGAUUGAACAAAUAACAUAACAAUUACAUACUUAUUAAAUGUAUUUCAUAAACAAGGUUUUGCAACACCCACAUAAUGGGAUACAUGUCUUCCAAUAAGUUAUACUUUUGACCCAUCUGUCGAUAGAACAUUCUUCCAAGAGUCUUGAUGAUCAUCCAGGGGCUUCAGGUGCUUUUUGGCAAACUUGAGUCAACUUUUUGGACGACGUGGGUCCCGUUAUGUCUGGCGACGACUUGCCUUAAUAGAAGGAACCAUGAAUUCUGCUCUGUAUCAGAGAAUUCUACAGGAGAAUGUCAGGCCAUUUGUCUGUGACCUGAAGCUGAUGCGCAGCUGGGUCAUGCAGCAAAACAAUUAUCCAAAACACACAAUCAAGUCUACAUGAAAAUGGUUAAAAAGCAACAAAUGUUGACGUUUUUUAAUGGCCUAGUCAAUCCAGACCUAAUCCAAAUUGAGAUAUUGUGGCAGGACUUGAAACUAGCAGUUCAUGCUUGAAAACCCACAAAUGUCGCUGAGUUAAAGCAGUUCUUCAUGCAAGAGUGGGCCAAAAUUCCUCCACAGCAAUGUGAGAGACUGAUCAACAACUACAGUAAGCAUUUGGUUUCAGACAUUGCAGCUAAAGGUGGCACAACCAGUUAUUGAAUGUAAGGGGGCAAUUACUUUUUCACACAGGGAAAUUGGGUGUUGCAUAACCUUGUUAAUUAAAUAAAUAAAAUAAGUAUACAUUUUUUUUGUUAUUUGUAAUCUCAGGUUACUUUUUAUCUAAUAUUAGGUUUUGGUUGAAGAUCUGAUAACAUACUGUAUAAAAAAUAUGAAAAAACUGAGAAAAUCAGAAAAGGGGCAAAUACUUUUUUAGGCACUGUAUUUCUUUCUAAUCAGAGACGUAAAGUACAGUAAUACGUCUCCUGUAAAAUGGUUAGCUCAAUGCUGGAGUGAGUUUACCAGGUCUUCAUUCUACGUGUCUCUACUUGUAGAAAUAAUAAAGGACGGGACAUCAAAACCAUCAAGUCUCUUCGGGUACUGCGCGUCCUGAGGCCCCUGAAGACCAUCAAGAGACUACCGAAACUCAAGGUAACCUUUUCCAUUUGUUUUCUCAGCAAUUGCUUCCCAUGUUAACAGUGCCUGCCCCAGUCAACAGUCUGAGGGACAGACUACAGGGGAGUUCUAUCAGGCUGUUCAGGGUUUAUCAAGGCUGCGGUACUGUCUAUGUGUGUGGUAUGACGGUAUCAGGUCAGUAGCCACUGUUAAACAAUUGGAGAUGACUUCACAUCCAUUUAGUCACACCUAUUUCCACAUGAGGGUUUCCAGGCAGCAGAGAAUAAACUAAGGAAAGAUUGAUAGAUGAGGUGAUAAACCUGAGAGUUCGAGCAUGAAAACAUUUUGUCACGACUUGAUUUCCCAAACCUCACACAUUCCAUUUCUGCUGGGGGGGAAGAGUGUGUCUGUCAAAGGAAAUGAGGAAAUGAGUCCAACUGAUAACUGUGUGAGUGGACCAGGGAUUCAGUCAGUCAGCUGAUACCAGACACACCGCAAUCAAUAGACCUGAUUGUCCUGGGACUGGAAAGUGAAAUAAAGAUCUACAGAGUAAUACAAUCCUCUUUCAGUCACUCAUGUAGCAACAAUAGUUUGGGAUCAUAUUGGACAAUUGUAUGCUAUUUAUAGCACUUGAGUUAGAAGUCAGCCUCAACAAAUCACUAGCUAACUGGACGAAAGCUGAACCCCCUCAGUUUUAGCGUAUCACUUUCUUUGACUCUCUUUUUCAAUUGCCUUCCCUCAUGCUUCGUCCUCUGCCUGUGUGUGUAGGCAGUGUUUGACUGUGUGGUGACCUCUCUGAAGAACGUCUUCAACAUCCUCAUCGUCUACAAGCUCUUCAUGUUCAUCUUCGCUGUCAUCGCUGUGCAGCUGUUCAAAGGGAAGUUCUUCUACUGCACAGACGGAUCCAAAGACACAGAGAAGGACUGCCAGUAAGUGUCUGUUGAGCUGCCUGUAUACACUCAUACACUGGGCCUUACAGAACACUAACAUACAGUAGUUGUGGUGGAUGAAGACCUAUUGGAGACCUACAGUAUGGUCAUGUUUUCUACUGCUUCUUUGUCCUCUGAAUGUCUAUUGUACACUGUGUGUCUGUCUCUUUCUAUCAGGGGCUUCUACAUUGACUAUGAGAAGGAUAAGAAGGAGGUGAAGAGGAGGGAUUGGAGGAGACAUGACUUUCACUAUGACAACAUAGUCUGGGCCCUACUCACUCUGUUCACUGUCUCCACUGGGGAGGGCUGGCCACAGUAAGUCUCACUCUCUCCUUACACACUAUUCAUUAUGUUACCACAGCGCCUAGUGGUUAGAGUGUCCGCCCUGAGAUUGGAAGGUUGGGAGUUCGAUCCCCAGCUGAGUCAUACCAAAGACUGCAAUAGACUGGCGUCCUGUCCAGGGGGUGUAUUUGUACAUCAAGCUGCCUCACGCUACAGAAACAGGAGAUAGGCUCGUGCUCCUAUGAGCCGUUCCGGCUCGCACAAGGCUACUUUAUUUUAUUAUGUCUCUAGGUUAGACUGAAUUAUGGUUCAGAAUGUCCAUUGCUGAGCCCACUGUGGUCUGUCUGUGUGUCUGUCCAGGGUCCUGCAGCACUCUGUGGACGUGACAGAGGAGGACAGAGGUCCCAGCCGGGGCAACAGGAUGGAGAUGUCCAUCUUCUAUGUCAUCUACUUUGUGGUCUUCCCCUUCUUCUUCGUCAACAUCUUUGUGGCUCUCAUCAUCAUCACCUUCCAGGAGCAGGGAGACAAGAUGAUGGAGGAGUGCAGCUUGGAGAAAAACGAGGUGAUGGAGUCACACACACACACACAGAUAAUCAUAAAACAAGCCAAAUGGAACCUAGACAUUAUUUUUUAACUGUAGACUUUCCAGUGAUAACCUAGAACACACCAGCUCAGUGUAUGUGUUAUUGAUGUGGUUUGCUGGUGGAAUGUAGCAUGUACAUCAAAAUGACCCUGUCUGGGCUUUUAGACUUAACUUGGUCAGUCUUGACAGGUUAUUACACAGAAGAGCACACUGGCUCAUGGAAAAUGCCUGGUAAAUAUACAGGAAUAGUGAGAUUUCCCCUCCAGACUCACACAGUCUCUCCCACCAGGUAUCCCUCAGUCAAUAUUGACCAGAAUGUUCCCAGCAGUCCAUAUAGCAGUGUGUCUACUUCAAGGAGAAAGUAUAAGGACUUUCCCAGAGCUAGGUGCUACAUGCUUAUUCCCAGGGUAUUUCCUGCACAACAAAGGGUUCUUCAACUUUCUUUCUUGUGUGUUUUCCCUUACAGAGGGCUUGCAUUGACUUUGCCAUAAGUGCCAAACCCCUAACCCGCUACAUGCCACAGAACAGACAGACGUUCCAGUACCGUCUCUGGCACUUUGUGGUCUCCCCCUCCUUCGAAUACACAGUGCUGGCCAUGAUUGCACUCAACACCAUUGUCCUGAUGAUGAAGGUGUGGAUAAUGAUCACAUUCAAACAAUACACUGAACUAAUCCCAUUUGUAAAUCCUAGCAGAAGUCAAGUCUCUGUGGUGCAGAAGGUAUUAUGGAGCCUGUUGCUGUAGCUGAUUGGGGUUGUAAGAUGCAUGUCCCUCUGCUCUGUGCUGUUCUCUAGCUAGGUCUGGGGUUUUUCCAUCCCCGUCCCUGUGAGCAUUUCAUUUAUUCCAAGAAAGGCCUUCAGUCAGACGGAAGGAGAGGAUGACUCAGCCUCUAUUAAAUAUUGAUCUAUAUCCACCGGCUAGUAUUUAACAUGGCCUCAUUAACUCUGCCUGUACAACUCAGAGGAAUUACUCAUUUUAUAGCCUCAGCUUAAUGUUUCGCUAUUUAUGUAUCAGAGGGAAUCUGCUAUGAACCUGUGGCUAUAGAUCUACAGUUGUAUUGUGAUUGAGCAAGAUGGUGUGUGUUUGGUUUCAUUGUGUUCUUUUGGGUUGUCUGUGCAUCCCAGUAAUUUGGUGUCAUUCCAAUUAUGUUUAAUGGUGUCUCUCUUUAUAUCCUAUGUGGUGGUAGUAUUACUCUGCCCCACCAGCAUACGAGGCUGUGCUGAAACACCUGAACACAGCUUUCACAGUGCUCUUCUCUGUGGAGUGUGUCCUCAAGAUCAUGGCCUUUGGCUUUCUGGUGAGGAACGAGUUAACGCCUACUGCCCCUGACAUCAUGAUCUGAUCCUGUUAGCAAUGCUACUAACAUCUACUGACUGAAGUAUGGAUGUUUUCCCCUCUUCUCCAGAACUACUUUCGAGACACUUGGAAUAUAUUUGACUUCAUCACAGUUUUGGGAAGCAUCACAGAAAUAGUGGUAGACUUGCAGGUAACAAAGCAUUACUGAAUAUCAAUCAAUGGCUGAUUGUGUUACCAUUUCUAUACAGUGCACUGCUAAUGAGCUGUAAACAUACUCUCUCAUCUCCCUUAAGUCAAUUGAGACCUUCAACAUGGGUUUCCUAAAGCUGUUCCGAGCAGCCAGACUGAUCAAGCUGUUGAGGCAGGGCUAUACCAUCCGCAUCCUGCUCUGGACCUUUGUCCAGUCCUUUAAGGUCAGCUCCACUCACAUUUCAGUACAGCACUGAAUAGGGACACUUAACACUGAAGGUGUGUGUGUGUUUGUGUGCGUGUGCGUGUGCGUGUGCGUGUGCGUUUGUGUGUGUAACGUCUGUUACUGUAUCAUGACAUAGGGUUUCUCUUUCAGGCUCUCCCUUACGUCUGUCUGCUCAUUGCCAUGCUCUUUUUCAUAUAUGCAAUCAUCGGAAUGCAGGUAAGGUGUUGCUCACAUCCUUUAUCUAUUCUGACACUUUCUAAGUUCGUCAUUGCAUGGUGUGAAUCUGUCGGUUCUGCAUACAAGACUGAGUCAAGACAUAUCUCAUGAUAUGUGCUUGAAUAUUCCUCAAGGUUUUUGGAAACAUCAGACUGGAUGAGGAGACUCACAUCAACCAACACAACAACUUCAAGACCUUCUUUGGUGCUCUGAUGUUGCUAUUCAGGUACAGUAGGAUAUCCUUCAUGUGUCACACAGUGGCUAACCGGAGUUCAUUUUCAGUCACUGAACAACACACUGCUGUCUGCCUGCAGGAGUGCCACGGGGGAGUCGUGGCAGGAGAUCAUGCUGUCGUGUUUAGGGGGGCAGAAGUGUGAGCCAGACCCCUUAGCUCUAACGUCAGACCAUGAGGAGCGCUGUGGAACUGAGUUUGCCUACUUCUACUUUGUCUCCUUCAUCUUCUUCAGCUCAUUUCUGGUAAGAGUCCUACUCUAAGAGUCCUACUGUCCUACUCUAAGAGUCCUACUGUCCUACUCUAAGAGUCCUACUGUCCCACUCUAAGAGUCCUACUGUCCUACUCUGAGUCCUACUGUCCUACUCUAAGAGUCAUACUGUCCUACUCUAAGAGGUCUACUGUCCUACUCUAGAAGUCCAACUGUCCUAACUCUAAGAGUCAUACUGUCCUACUCUGAGUCCUACUGUCCUACUCUAAGAGUCAUACUGUCCUACUCUAAGAGGUCUAUUGUCCUACUCUAGAAGUCCAACUGUUCUACAUUAAGAUAUUUACUGUUCUACUCUGAGUCCUACUGGCCUACUCUAAGAGUCCUACUGUUCGAAUCUAAGAGUCCUACUGUUCUACUUUAAGAGUCUUACUGUCCUACUCUAAGAGUCCUACUGUCCUACUCUAAGAGUCCUACUGUCCUACUCUGAGUCCUACUGUCCUACUCUAAGAGUCCUACUCUAAAAGUCCUACUGUUCUAAUCUAAGAGUCCUACUGUUCUACUUUAAGAGACUUACUGUCCUACUCUGAGUCCUACUGGCCUACUCUAAGAGUCCUACUGUUCUAAUCUAAGAGUCCUACUGUUCUACUUUAAGAGUCUUACUGUCCUACUCUAAGAGUCCUACUCUAAGAGUCCUACUGUCCUACUCUAAGAGUCCUACUGUCCUACUCUAAGAGGUCUACUGUCCUACUCUAGAAGUCCAACUGUCCUAACUCUAAGAGUCUUACUGUCCUAACUCUAAGAGUCUUACUGUCCUACUCUAAGAGUCCUACUCUAAGAGUCCUACUGUUCUAAUCUAAGAGUCCUACUGUUCUACUUUAAGAGUCUUACUGUCCUACUCUAAGACUCCUACUCUAAGAGUCCUACUGUCCUACUCUGAGUCCUACUGUCCUACUCUGAGUCAUACUGUCCUACUCUAGAAGUCCAACUGUCCUACUCUACAUGACCUACUGUCCUACUCUAAGAGGUAUACUGUCCUACUCUAGAAGUCCAACUGUCCUAACUCUAAGAGUCUUACUGUCCUACUCUAAAAGUCCUACUGUCCUACUCUAAAUGACCUACUGUCCUACUCUACAUGACCUACUGUCCUACUCUAAGAGUCCUACUGUCCUACUCUAAGAGGUAUACUGUCCUACUUUAAAAGUCCUACUGUCCUAACUCUAAGAGUCCUACUGUCGUACUCUAAAAGUUAUACUGUCCUAACUCUAAGAGUCCUACUGUCCUACUCGAAGAGUCCUACUGUCCUACUCUAAGAGUACUACUGUCCUAGUCUAAGAGUCCUACUCUAAAAGUCCUACUGUCCUACUCUAAGAGUCCUACUCUUACCAGAAAUGAGCGAAAGAAGUUGAAGGAGACACCUACAGUGAGGGAAAAAAGUAUUUGAUCCCCUGCUGAUUUUGUACGUUUGCCCACUGACAAAGACAUGAUCAGUCUAUAAUUUUAAUGGUAGGUUUAUUUGAACAGUGAGAGACAGAAUAACAACAACAAAAUCCAGAAAAACGCAUGUCAAAAAUGUUAUACAUUGAUUUGCAUUUUAAUGAGGGGAAAUAAGUAUUUGACCCCUCUGCAAAACAUGACUUAGUACUUGGUGGCAAAACCCUUGUUGGCAAUCACAGAGGUCAGACGUUUCUUGUAGUUGGCCACCAGGUUUGCACACAUCUCAGGAGGGAUUUUGUCCCACUCCUCUUUGCAGAUCUUCUCCAAGUCAUUAAGGUUUCGAGCCUGACGUUUGGCAACUCGAACAUUCAGCUCCCUCCACAGAUUUUCUAUGGGAUUAAGGUCUGGAGACUGGCUAGGCCGCUCCAGGACCUUAAUGUGCUUCUUCUUGAGCCACUCCUUUGUUGUCUUGGCCGUGAGUUUUGGGUCAUUGUCAUGCUGGAAUACCCAUCCAUUACCUAUUUUCAAUGCCCUGGCUGAGGGAAGGAGGUUCUCACCCAAGAUUUGACGGUACAUGGCCCCGUCCAUCGUCCCUUUGAUGAGGUGAAGUUGUCCUGUCCCUUUAGCAGAAAAACACCCCCAAAGCAUAAUGUUUCCACCUCCAUGUUUGACGGUGGUGAUGGUGUUCUUGGGGUCAUAGACAGCAUUCCUCCUCCUCCAAACACGGCGAGUUGAGUUGAUGCCAAAGAGCUCCAACACUUUCACCCAGUUCUAAUCUGAAUCAUUCAGAUGUUCAUUGGCAAACUUCAGACGGCCCUGUAUAUGUGCUUUCUUGAGCAGGGGGACCUUGCGGGCGCUGCAGGAUUUCAGUCCUUCACGGCAUAGUGUGUUACCAAUUGUUUUCUUGGUGACUAUGGUCCCAGCUGCCUUGAGAUCAUUGACAAGAUCCUCCCGUGUAGUUCUGGGCUGAUUCCUCACCGUUGUCAUGAUCAUUGCAACUCCACGAGGUGAGAUCUUGCAUGGAGCCCCAGGCCGAGGGAGAUUGACAGUUAUUUUGUGUUUCUUCCAUUUGCGAAUAAUCGCACCAACUGUUGUCACCUUCUCACCAAGCUGCUUGGUGAUGGUCUUGUAGCCCAUUCUAGCCUUGUGUAGGUCUACAAUCUUGUCCCUGACAUCCUUGGGGAGCUUUUUGGUCUUGGCCAUGGUGGAGAGUUUGGAAUCUGAUUGAUUGAUUGCUUCUGUGGACAGGUGUCUUUUAUACAGGUAACAAACUGAGAUUAGGAGCACUCCCUUUAAGAGUGUGCUCCUAAUCUCAGCUCGUUACCUGUAUAAAAGACACCUGGGAGCCAGAAAUCUUUCUGAUUGAGAGGGGGUCAAAUACUUAUUUCCCUCAUUAAAAUGCAAAUCAAUUUAUAACAUUUUUGACAUGCGUUUUUCUGGAUUAUUUUGUUGUUAUUCUGUCUCUCACUGUUCAAAUAAACCUACCAUUAAAAUUAUAGACUGAUCAUUUCUUUGUCAGUGAGCAAACGUACAAAAUCAGCAGGGGAUCAAAUACUUUUUUCCCUCACUGUACAUACAUACAUAUUUCACUUUCAUACACACCUACUGUAGUUCCUUGUCUAUGACCUCCUCUAAUCAUUGUUCAGAUGCUGAAUCUGUUUGUGGCUGUAAUCAUGGACAACUUUGAGUACCUCACCCGGGAUUCCUCGAUAUUGGGGCCUCACCACCUGGAUGAAUUUGUUCGUAUCUGGGGUGAAUAUGACCGAGCUGCUUGGUAAGUCACAGGCCCAACAACAACACUAACACAUACAAAGUAGCAGCACAUGUGUGAAUUAUUUUAUAUUUUACAGUUAUUCUAAUGUUACUCCCACCUACUUACAAAGACCACCAUAUAGCCCUAAUGUCCAAAACAUCUCAUGAUAUGAAUAGUAUUGCAUAUUUGGCUAAUUGCUGUCCAUUGUGUCCUGAUGCUUUGCUUUCCAGGUUAUUUAUCUUAGGACAAUGCUGGCACUUCGGCUCUGGUAAACUCCAGCAUAGCUGAAUCUCUAUGUUCAUUGUUAACUACAUAAAUGUAUGUUCUUUCCAGUGGAAGGAUUCACUAUAAGGAGAUGUACAAAGUAGUACGCACUAUUUCACCUCCCCUGGGCUUUGGAAAGAACUGCCCCUACAUGGUGGCCUGCAAGGUUUGGCUCCCCCACCACUACCCCACUAUCCCUUGCUCCCUCAAACCCCUCCUCCAUUGGGAUCCUUGCUCUGCCCCCCCUCCAUUCCUCUCUACCAGUUACUACUACCACUCUAUGGCCUGCUUGCAUUGCUGGAGGGGGCCAGUUCUGGCUCUGCUCCAGGCCAAAGAAUGACUGGGCUAUCGCUUCAGGAUACAAAGAGACGGGUCAUCCUCUAGCAUACAGAACAUUUCAUUAUGCACUUCAUUCUGUAGAUGCAGAGCAAUGAACUAUUGGAACAUGUAGUAUAACAUUAACAACUACACAAAAGCAGUUUGCUGUGAUACCCUGGCUCUCUGUGCCUGAUUGGAUCUGGUACCUCUGGGUUAGCUGACUGGUUCUAGAAGGAUGAGAAGGGUUAUGGUGGGGACUUCAUGGCCUACUGUAAGUCCCUCCCUGACAACUGUCAGCAGUACAGGUUCAGGAUGUGAUGUAAGUAUCUGCCAGAUCCACAGAGGACCCUACUGUCAUUCCUUUGGUCAUGUUAGAUUUCUUCCUCUCCCUCUUUUCUAUGCCAGGUCUGCAUAGAAAGACCACAACCUGAUCUUAUCCUUUUUUCCUUUCUGUGUAAUGCCAUUGAAUAACCCUCUUUCUGAUAUCUCUUCCCUUUUCCCUUUUACAUAUUCCUUUCUUCCUCCAUUCCUUGGGAAUGCCUUCCCUGCCCUUCCUCCUCCUCUUCCUCCUCGUCAUCUGCCUUGCUCCCUGCCUCCCCAGCGGGCGUAUUCAUUACACUGACAUGUAUGAAAUGCUGACCCUCAUGUCGCCACCUCUAGGCCUCGGCAAGAAAUGUCCAUCCAAAGUGGCUUAUAAGGUAGACCAAAGACAGACAGGCAAAGUUUCUAUGUUAGGUCAAUGGACACGGCAAACUAAAACCUUGCUCUCUGUGCCAUAUACUGGAUCAUCCCAAUUCCAAAUGAAGUGUGGGAAAUUGCUGUUGUCUAUCGUAUCGUAAUGUGUCGCUUGUUCAACUGUAAGAGAAUCUGCAAUGGUGUUUUUUGAUUGGCGGAUUAUAAUACGUACAGUAAAAAUAAAUAAGCAUUGUGCUUUGGUGUUUUCUUUUUUGUAUUGGUUUGCAUCUUGGCAGAGAACUGACUGAGUAAUUUAUUGAUGGUUUGUGUGUUAAGAGCUGUUUGUGCAGUAAAUGGCUUUUACAGUCUACAGUUUUGAAACGGGUACAAAAACCUGACAUGUACACUACCGUUCAAAAGUUUGGGGUCACUUAGAAAUGUCAUUGUUUUCAGAAAUACAGCGUAGACAUUGUUAAUGUUGUAAAUGGCUAUUGUAGCUGGAAACUGCUGAUUUUUUAUGGAAUAUCUACAGAGGUGUACAGAGGCCCAUUAUCAGCAACCAUCAGUCCUGUGUUCCAAUGGCACGUUGUGUUUGCUAAUCCAAGUUUAUCAUUUUAAAAGGCUAAUUGAUCAUUAGAAAACCCUUUUGCAAUUAUGUUAGCACAGCUGAAAAAUGUUGUGCUGAUUAAAGAAGCAAUACAACUGGCCUUCUUGAGACUAGUUGAGUAUCUGGAGCAUCAGCAAUUGUGGGUUCGAUUACAGGCUCAAAAUGUCCAGAAACAAAUAACUUUCUUCUGAAACUCGUCAGCCUAUUCUUGUUCUGAGAAAUGAAGGCUAUUCCAUGCGAGAAAUUGCCAAGAAACUGAAGAUCUCGUACAACGCUGUGUACUACUCCCUUCACAGACGCCUCACAGGUCCUCAACUGGCAGCUUCAUUAAAUAGUACCCGCAAAACACCAGUCUCAACGUCAACAGUGAAGAGGCGACUCCGGGAUGCUGACCUUCUAGGCAGAGUUGCAAAGAAAAAGCCAUAUCUCAGACUGCCCAUCUUAAUCUUUUAUUUUUAUUGGCCAGUCUGAGAUAUGGCUUUUUCUUUGCAACUCUGCCUAGAAGGUCAGCAUCCCGGAGUCGCCUCUUCACUGUUGACGUUGAGACUGGUGUUUUGCGGGUACUAUUUAAGGAAGCUGCCAGUUGAGGACCUGUGAGGCGUCUGUUUCUCAAACUAGACACUCUAAUGUAUUUGUCCUCUUGCUCAGUUGUGCACCGGGGCCUCCCACUCCUCUUUCUAUUCUGGUUAGAGCCAGUUUGCGCUGUUCUGUGAAGGGAGUAGUACACAGCGUUGUACGAGAUCUUCAGUUUCUUGGCAAUUUCUCGCAUGGAAUAGCCUUCAUUUCUGAGAACAAGAAUAGACUGACGAGUUUCAGAAGAAAGUUAUUUGUUUCUGGACAUUUUGAGCCUGUAAUCGAACCCACAAUUGCUGAUGCUCCAGAUACUCAACUAGUCUCAAGAAGGCCAGUUGUAUUGCUUCUUUAAUCAGCACAACAUUUUUCAGCUGUGCUAACAUAAUUGCAAAAGGGUUUUCUAAUGAUCAAUUAGUCUUUUAAAAUGCUAAACUUGGAUUAGCAAACACAACAUACCAUUGGAACACAGGACUGAUGGUUGCUGAUAAUGGGCCUCUGUACGCCUAUGUAGAUAUUCCAUUAAAAAUCAGCCGUUUCCAGCUACAAUAUCCAUUUACAACAUUAACAAUGUCUACACUGUAUUUCUGAUCAAUUUGAUGUUAUUUUCAUGGGAAAAUAAAUGCUUUUCUUUCGAAAACAAGGACAUUUCUAAGUGACCCCAAACUUUUGAACGGUAGUGUAUUUCAUAGAGCCACACUCUACAGUGUCAGAAUGUCAUACAAUCUUCUUCAAUCAGUGUUUCUUGAUUACUUCCUAUAAGUAUAUGCAUGUGCCUUCUGCCCAUGCACUCUGUUGCUUUUUUUCACAUAUAAUUUCCCUGUCAUUUAUUUUGUGAUAUGUGUGCAUGUGCAAUGGCAGAGAUGAACCUACCCUCUUUGUGCAUGCUGUGUUGUGAGUCUCUUGGCUGUUCUUACUAUGUCAUUCUUAUUAGAGAAUUGUGUUAUCACAUGUGUUUCUAUCCUUAUAUUGUACGUUUAGCUUAAACAGUAAAAACAUAUUAUCAAGUAGAGACUUGAGUAUUACAUUAAGACUGUAAAUGGCUAGCUCCUCCCAUUGGCAACAUGUUGUCUCCUGUUUGGUGAGAUAUAUUUCCUGCUUCCCACUCUGUCCCUUCCAUGGACACCCUCAGAGGCUGGUGCUGAUGAACAUGCCUGUGGAUGAAGAGAUGUCGGUUCACUUCACCUCCACCCUCAUGGCCCUGAUCCGAACCGCCCUGGAGGUCAAGAUAGCCAGAGGUCAGGCGCUAGCUAACGUGCUAUAUACUUAGUAUAACCUUGUUGUUUUUCUCUACUUUCUCCACACACUGUUGAUCAAUUGCCUCCAUAAGCUGCAUGCUUGAUCUGCUGUUGUUGUGGUGGUUCCAGGAGGGGAGGACCGAGGUCAGAUGGAUUCAGAUCUACAGAAGGAGAUCAGUGUCAUUUGGUCACACCUUUCUCAGAAGACCCUGGACCUGCUCGUUCCCAUCCACAAAGGUGACAGUCAGAAUUUAUGGUACCACUGGCAUUAGUCAAUGUAAUUGAACUAUUUACUCUAGGAGUUAUGCUUUUCAAAGAAUUCCAAAUGAGUGACAUUAUGCCAUUGGUCUUCCAGCCAGUCAUAUGACCAUCGGGAAGAUCUACGCAGCCAUGAUGAUCAUGGACUACUACAAGCAGAGCAAAGCCAAGAAGCUCAGGCAACAGCUGGAGGAGCAGGUAUAUACCUCUAUGUACAGUAUAGUUAGGAAAUCAUCUCCUCUUAACAGUAGUUUGCAUACUCUCAUACUGUACCUGUUUCAUCCUCACCCUCUAUAGAAACACGCUCCCAUGUUCCAGCGUAUGGACGCAUCCUCUCUGCCUCAGGACAUCCUCUGCAGUGUCAAAGCCCUCCCCUUCCUGCCCCACAGCGCUGGAUCUGCCCUGUAAAUAUGUUAUUUUACUCAUGAAUAGGGCUGUUGCGGUGACCGUAUUACCGCCACACCGGCAGUCGUGAGUCAUGACCGCAGUAAAAUUCCACGUGAUCGUUGAGUUACAGUAAUCUCCUCUUAUGCACUCAGGACAUGCUUUGGUAGUACCCAACUUGCUGACGACCAUCAGGUCCUAAUGGCCUGGUACUCAGGGCUCUAUUGUCCCUCUAACCACUCUGACAUCAAUGCAAAUGCGAUCGAAAAUCACAACAAACGCUUAUCAUCAGAACAGUACAGUGCUUUUAAAACUGACCUCACUGUGAUGAUCAAUUUGAAGACAGAAGUUCAACAGCAGGUUGAAACUGAGUGUAAAACAUGGUAGUUGUGGAUGUUAUUUCAAAGCCUAAUACAAUGAAAUGGACAGCGCUUUCUAAGGUGAUGAUUAAUUCAAAACACACAUACACAUAUUAGAACUUAUGCAUAUGCAUAGGCUUAUGAGCCCAAGCCUAAAAUUUUUUAUUAAAAAAAAGAUUUAAAAUGACGAUUGUGCUGUUAUACAAUACAUAGCCUACCGCAUAUUACCCAUGGCAGAAAAACAUAAAACAAAACUGAUUUAAGAUGUCUGGUAUAGCCUAUACUCUAAAAUUAAACAAAUUAGAGUAAUUGCCUUUGAGUGUGGUGAACUGUAUUAUUACGCAUACUGGAUGGACUGGUUACCUUAUGCUACUCUCCAAAAUGUCUAUCCAUGAUUCUGGUAGAGAGCCUUAGGCGAUGCUGUUGGUUCAUUGAUUGUGCAGGGCAGCUUACAGGUAGCCUACAAUUAUAGUGAAUGUUUUUGAUUAGCCUAGUAAUAGGGAUUUUUUUGUAUCUUUAUAAUGAAUUGGGUGGCACAUUACCUUUUAGCUAUGCAGAAUAUUUACAUUUACAUUUUUACAUUUUAGUCAUUUAACAGACGCUCUUAUCCAGAGCGACUUACAGGAGCAAUUAGGGUUAAGUGCCUUGCUCAAGAGCACAUCGACAGAUUUUUCACCUAGUCGGCUCGGGGAUUAGAACCAGCGACCUUUCGGUUACUGGCACAACGCUCUUAACCACUAAGCUACCUGCCGCCCCCAUACGUUUCCAUCUCCUCCUCUCUCUCCUUUAUUCCUUUCUCAAGCGUGCAGAGGGGCUGUCAACAGUUUAGUGAAAUAUGUUUUGUUGCGUAAACAUGUAACUAUCGAUGUUCCCGAACAGAUUUCAUUCGCUUGGUUUCCCAAAUUAAGCACUGGGUAGCUGCAGGAACGGGGUUGGAGAGCCCAUUGCAUACAGAGUUUAGGCGGAAUAUGACCUGUCGUGCAGCGAGAGCAUGCUCCUCAAACAGUGGUACAUGCAUGGAGUGAAAUAAGUGUUCUUAUAUUUAUUUCUCAUCUGCUCAUAUUAAGCCCAAUAAUGUUUUGAUUUCUAAGACAUUCUAAGGUUUGUAUCAUUCACAACUAAAGUUGCCAAAUAACUCUAAAUCUAGAGUAUAGGACCUGUUUCAAAUGAUCACUUUUACACUUUCUAUUUUAUUCAGCUAGUUCAAUUAUAUUCUUCUUACUAUAAAAUCAUAUAAUAUAAAAUAAUGGCACAGGACUUAUAAGCAUAUCUUAUCAGCUAAAUGAACAAGCCUACAGCCUAUGGCAUGGGGCAUAGCCAGAUAACAUACAGUAGGCCAACUCAUAUUCUGUUCUUCUGAAAUACAUUUUCUUCAUAUCAUAAUGUUUCUUUAGACCUGACUAACAUAAAUAACGGAUUUAUUGUGAUGGUGUAUAUUAUAUUGAUUUAUUAUACUUUUUUAAAUGUAGAUGUUCCAAAGGCGCGCAUCAGCGGCUUGUAUGCAGCUCAUAUGCGUGGAGGGCUGGAGAUGCUAAAAAUGUUUACGUUAAUUAACGUGAGACCAAUAGUAUUUUUACGUUCACGUCAUUUAGCAGAUUUACAGAAGUGAGUGCAUACAUUUUCAUAAUUUUAUUUCGUACUGGUCCCCCGUGGGAAUCGAACCCACAACCUUGGCGUUGCAAGUGCCACGCUUUACCAACUGAGCCACAAUAACCGGCUGCAUGACAAUAACAGGCUGACAAAAUGUCAUGACCGCCACAGCCCUACUCCUGAAGUCCCUGAUCCUGUGUGUGUGUGUGCCUGGAGAUGUAGUUAACAUAUGUGUGUUCAUCCUAGAUAGGCAUGCCAUUCUGAGUGUCUGUCUGUCUUCUUAUCUGUUCCAUCAGGACCAGAGGAGGUUUUGUGGCCUUGAGUCCCAUAUCCCCUCAGGAGAUGUUCAUGCAGCCCAUGUCCCAGGACCUAGAGGACAAGGAGGAGGACUACCACCACUAUCACCACCACCACCAACUCCACCACCAGCUCCACACACUGGUAAGGACUGGGUCUCAAGUAUUGUAACACCCCCAGAAACACACUCAAAUCAAAGUUUAUUCAUCAUGUACACAGUUUACAGCAGGUUUAAACGGUGCAGUGAAAUGCUUACUUGCAAGCUCCCUCAACUAAGCAGUACAAUACAUUAUAUCACACUGUAUGUUAUAUGUAUGUAUUACUGUGUUACACACUUAAUGUGGAAAUGAUUGUGUCAUUAUUACAAACAUAAUGCAUUAGUAGACUUUUGAUGGGUAAACCUCCAGUGAGAUAUGAUGGGGUGAGAAGGGUUAUGGUCUGGUAGGCUGUGCUUGUGAUCCAGAGAGAUGGAGAGGGGAGGGGGGGGUGGGGGGGGGGUUGAGGCUGUCUCUCCCAGCAGAGGCAGCGUCUGACUGGACUCACUCUGACUCAUCCACUCCCCCAUCCAUCUCUGUGUCACUGUCCAGCCAAUUAGUUGUCUCUGUCCACAAAUGAACAAGUUACCCAAGAGGCCCCGGCCCAAUCAAUAUUCAGUAUUCUGACGCUAGUUGAUUAUUGGGGUGGGGUGGGGGGUGGUCGUGGGAGGGUGUUGAUUUGUGAUUUGUGUUGAGAGAUUUGAUGUAUGGUGGCAGUAUAUUCUGCUUCAUCAUCAAACUCUUGUCUGAAACAACAUUUUAAAAAGCACUGCUGUUGAUCAGACUGUCAUCAUAGCUAUUAGACCCAGAACAGAUUGGUCCCUCACUCAUCUGUGAGUCAUGCACACUCUUACCUUACACUCAAAGCCAUUCAAACACACACCUACUCUUGUUAACUCUACACAGUCAAAGCCAGUUCUAUCUAGCAGAGCUGGAUUGCAGUAGCUGAUACGGCUGUCUGGCCCCCUUCUGUGUCAUUCUUAACUUCACCAUGGCAAUGUCUCACCAUGCUGUCCACUCCACACAGUGUCCCUUGUUUAAGGCAUUUAUCACUACUCACCCAUUUCUUUGAAUGGUAUCAUAAUUUCUCCGCCAUAGGCUUUGAUGAACCAUGCGUAUUAUGCUUAUUUUGCAAGAUUGUCGUGACUCUGCUGAGUUUUGGCACUGUGGGGAGUGUGACUCUGACCACAUGAAAGUGUGUGACUUUCUGUAAGUGUGUGAAUGGAACAGAGACGGAGACAGCGGCUUGUCUCUGGUGGUUUGAUGUCAGCACUGCUCUCAUGGUUUUGUGGUUUAACUGUGCUGUGUUGGUAUUUGGCACCUUUGUCAUCAAACAGAGCUAUAUGCCAUAUGGAACUCCCACCCAUCUCUCUUUUCUUUGAGCAGCUGUACAGAGUUCUGUUGGAGGAAACUGCUCAUAUUUCCUGGUUAUGGUUUCUCAGCUCUUCUCAGCUCUUUAGUGAAGAGUGGGGCGUUUUGGUUUCCUAUGCCUGCAUGCCUGUGACUGGUUCUUGCCUCCGCUUCAUGACUUUCAGUUAAUCAAGCUCCAUCUUAAGCUUUAAGCCCUUGUUGCGCAUGUAGACACCGCUCACUUCCUCCCCUCAGCCCCUCCUCUCUGCCCUGCCCGCCUGGUUGUCAGCCCCUAGUUGACAGUGGUACUCACAGUACUUCUGAGCACUCCAGACAGGCACCACUCACACAGGUUCACAAUGAAUAAUGAAAAAUUCAUACAUUACACCGCCAACACACAGUGCUUUGGCUGUCGUUGUGCUCAGCUGGUGCUUUUAAUCUGAGUAAAGAGGGUGUACGGCUAUUCGAUAGCGAUACUGUACAAAAUGUCAGUCAGCAUACUACAUCUGCUUGUGACGUGUUGGUACAGUAGCCCUCUGCUGGUCCUCUGACGUCAUUGCUGCAAACUCUGUUUUCACACAUUAGAACUCUGCUGUGUUUCUCUCCCCUCCUUCUUUCUCUGACUAUAUAGGUUCCGGAGCGCAAAGAGUUUAACCGCAACCUUUGCCCCACUAACAGGCAGGAUGCCCCACUCAGGGUGCCCGGGCGAGCAGUCUCUAUCCGAGCCUCCUCUAUGCCUCGGCUGGCUGUAGACACACAGGUACCUGUUACAGCCCCUCACCUCCCCUCCUCUACCCAUGGGGCCUCAGAGAGAACAGGACCCAGGCAGACAGCCUCUGUGGGGGCUUCAGAGGGACUGAACACUGGAGCAGUGCAGGCACAUAGAUACGGCAAUCAGCCAUGAAGUGGAGGAGGAUUGGGUGUUAACUAGGUUGCUACAGUAUAUACAUCUGAUUUCAGCUGCUACCUUCAUGGUUGUUGACAGUGUAGAUGGCAUACUUUGAUGGUUUAUAUUAAAGCCUUGCGUGGCAAAAAUGUCAGUGUGCCAGGUUUCCCAAAAUGUUGUCUUUUUUGUCCAAGUUAAUAUGGCUUGGAAGUGGCUUUUGGGUCCUUGAAAAGUGCUAUAUAAAAAGCAUGUAUUAAACAUGGAAUGUGUGUGGUGGAUGAGAGAAAGUCUUCUGCUCAGAACUCAGAUUAGAACUCCACACACUAUCUACCCUCCCACAUUCUCUCAACCAAAUGUAUAUGUGUGUAUAUGUCUGUAUAUGUAUAUGUGUGUGUGUGUGUCUACUGUAUGUGUGUAUGUGUUUAUCUGUUUGUGUGUAGGUGGGGACAGACAGCAGCAAAUCGAUGAAGCGCUCCUUCUCCACUAUUGGUGAUCAGUGUGUGAAUGGGCUGUGGCAGGAGGAGUACUCUCUGAAGAGGGUCAGUCCUGACCGUCUGAACAGACCACGACAGAGGAGCAUCAGAGGUAUUUUACACACAGUAACAGUCAGCCACUGAGUUUACGUGUCUCCACUAUGCCUCUGCUUGGGGUCCAUUCACUGAUCCUUUCCCCUUUCAUAGCCCCAUUGAAGAACAGUGGAAGUUCUCAGUUUCAGAUGCCCUCUGAUGAAGGCUGUAUUUACUAUACUUUGUUCCUCUUCAUAGCUCCCCUCUCUCCCCCUGCCUCUCAGGAAUCAGGUGCAACCUCAGGGAACCAGUGGAUCAUGAGCGGGGGCGCUCCAAAGAGAGACGCCACCUGCUGUCUCCUGACGUGUCCCGCUGCAACUCUGAGGAGCGGAGCCAGGACCCGUCACAGGAACGCAAGCAGUCCCGUUCCCCCAGCGAGGGACGCACACAUGUCCACCACAGACAGGUGGGUGUUCUCUCAACGGCCCUGAGCCUAUUAUUAUUCAAAUCCUGGCUUUACCUGUCAAACACUGUCCCUACUACCAUUGAAGCUUGGUUUAUGUGUGAGGUCUCUUCUCUCUGCAGGGGGACACUUCAGGCAGCCCAGGCCUGUCCAGCACCCCCCGCGGCCGGCGCCAGCUCCCCCAGACGCCAUUGCGGCCACGCCCUCACAUCUCCUACUCCCCUCUGGUGUGCCGAGCCCACCUCUCCCCCUCUGCUGUCAGCGAGGGCAGAGCCCGGACCCAGGAGGCCCCCGGAGAGACGGAGGAGUCCUCGUUGAGGGAGGAGGGGGAGAGGCCAACCCCAGUGUCAGGAGCGGGGGUGGGGGUGGUAAUAGGCGUGGGUGGCCCAGGGUUAGGGGUCAGUCACCCGCACCCCUCACCUCACCGGUACAUCUCGGAGCCGUACUUGCCCCUGCAUGAGGAGUUACACAGCCCAGACUCCUCAGGCCUUGAUGAGACUCUGACCUUCGAGGCGGCCAUUGCAACCAGUCUGGGCCGGGCCAACACCAUCAGCUCUGCCCCCCAGCUCAGACACAACUGGCAGGUCCCCAACGGACACUUCCAUAAACGCCUGGGUCAGGCCAGCUCUGUGGCCGCCUGCGAGCUCCUGAGUGACACCGACGAGGAUGACCGCUGUUAGGGCCGGGACUUGGAGAGGAAGAGGAGGAAGAUGGACAGCAAAACUGGGUAUCAGAAAGACAGGGGUCCUCAGUCUGAAGCACACUGUCAGGUCGUGUACUGAGUGUGCAUCUGUACGUGUGUGUAUCUGCACUCUUAGAAAAAAGGGUUCCAAAAGAGUUCUUCAGCUGUCCCCAUAGGAGAACCCUUUUUGGUUCCAGGUAGAACCCUUUUGGGUUCCAGGUAGAAUCCUUUUGGGUUCCAUGUAAAACCCUCUAUGGAAAGGGUUCUACAUGGAACCCAAAAGCGUUCUACCUGGAACCAAAAAUAGUUAUUUAAAGGGUUCUCCUAUGGGGACAACCGAAGAACCCUUUUAGGUUCUAGAUAGCACCUUCUUUUCUAAGAGUGUGUGUGUUUGUAGGAGUGCAAUAUGUUUGCCAAAUCAACAAGACAAGGAAGAUAUGGGGAGUGGACUUCUGGCGUACAGUGCAAAUGUUCACCAGUUGGAUUUUGAUGAAUAACAAAGUUGAAUAACUCAAGAUGUAGAGAAUGUAUCCUCACUUCUUAGACCUAUGAAACAGACUAAGUAUGUUUUAAGUACAGUGUGUAGCAGAAACAUAGCAUGUGGCACUGAAGUAUCAGGAAUGUAUUGAAAUUGUGCUAUUUUCCUCCUGUAAGAUAAGAAGGAAGUUCUCAGUUAUCAGAUCUUUGUGGAUCAUGAUGAUGAAACAGUGAUAGGUGUGUAGGGGUCUGCAACAGACAUUGGUUGUCACAGACAUUGCUUUAAAACAACUCUCCUCUCUCAUCUCACACUACGUCAAUGGGGUCUUUCUCAGGCAGUGAUGUCUACUAAAUGGUUCCAUGUCAGUCAGCCAAUGGAGAAGGUGGUGUCACAACAGGACUUACCGUAUGCACCAGCUAACUCACCGAUCAUGAGCUCUCACCUGAGAACAAAAACGGUUGUUCUCUCCAGUAGAUAUGACCAUCUACUUCAAGACGAGACAUGAGACAAACCUGUCGAGCAAGGACCUGACCUUUCCCUGAUAGAUACUGUACAUUUCCAGAGCUCUGGUGCUUUGAUCCCUCUAAAGUCAGGUGUUCCAGCAUUGACAUUCCAUGUCAAUGCUGGAAAGUCAGGUGUUCCAGCAUUGACAUUCCAUGUCAAUGCUCUAGUUGUCAUUUUCAGCAUAAAUAUGGUGGGUUCUUGUGUGCCCUUCAGUGUGUCUCUGGACAGAGGACCCUCUGCCCUGCUUUUGUCUGUCACUGUCACCUCACUGGAUUACGCAUGAUGUCCACUGUGAGGCCCUGGAUGAGGUCCAGCCCUGAACUAUAGACCCUCACUGGACAGCAGCAAAACUGGCCUCUCCUACAGAACAAUAUGGAAACAACAGACAUGGCAUGUCCAUAUCUUGGAUAGUACUGAAAAGAUAGUCUACAAAGCCAUUUUUCCUGUAAAUAGAAUCGAGUGUCUUGAGGAUGUGUUGCCUUUUAUGUAAUAAUGAAUACUAUCUGUCCUUUGAUGCAAAUUAUUUAAAUAUGGAUGUUUUUAUGGAUGAUUCCUAACUAUGAUUUAUUUUUAAGUUAACUCCGAGGUUACUCUGAACACUGACUGACUGUUUUUGCCAACAGGUUUUACAGUGCUGUAUAAAAACAGAGUUUAGCCUGAUACAGCUCUGUGUUGUAGCAACAUGAUGAUGAUAGGGACAGUGAUGGUUAUGGUGAUAGUGAUAAAAUGUGCCUGCCUGUGAGUAGGGUGACUCAGAGCAGUUGACGGAUCCAUGUGCACUCAGUGGCGUUCUCUCUCAUCAGACCCCAACAGAAUUAUGUUUACAUGUGAGUUUUGAGUCCAGCAUUUGUACAUUUCCACUUUUCAACAUCCUUUUGAACAGUGAUUGUUCCCAAAAAAAGAGCUUAUAUUAUAUCAUGUGCCGUGUUGUAAUUUGUUUUGUUGACAUGUUUCUGAAAUGUGAAUAGGACGUAUUUGGUCCAAUGUUCUGCUGGCCUAUAUGGGCCCACUGCUCUGUGAAACAUGAUGAGUUUUAUGUUGCUUCUGAAUUUCUGGUAUAGAAAAGCGUUCUGGUAUAUAUGUAGUAUAUAUAAAUAAAUACAUGUCUAAUUUAAUGGACUGUUUAUACCAUAUUUCAAUCUAGAUGCCUGUCUAUGACUUUGACAAAAAACAAUUUGCAUAUCUGUGUAAAGAACCAUUAAAAAGGAUGAAUCCUCUUCAAUUAAAUUUCAACUAAGCUGUGGUAACAAAUCGUCUUUUGAAAAUCAAUUUAUGGCUUAAUUUUUAUGCUCAGCGAAAACGUUGAAGUAUUAACACAGAAUUUUGACUCCAGCGAAAUGAGGAGAAGAGAGAUUUAUUUUUGAGCAGGUGUUUUGGUCUCAUCUUUGAUGAUUAAAUUUUUUAUUAAACCUAUAUCAUGUAUAAAUCACACAGCUCACUGCUUUAGAUGUAGCAGAUAUAUUUAUGGUGAUGUGGAGAGCUGUGUCUCUUCUCGCUUGGCUGCUUGGCUUUGUCUCGGUAUGCUAAAGAUAAACCACAUGUGGUUUGAUAUGGGCGUGUAUGUACCCACAUAACUCAGGUGAGAGUGGUUCAGUGGAGCGGUAGACAGGCAGUGGCAGAGAUCUCUACAGUGUGUGAGAGGAGAACACAGUCAUGACAACGCUGAUACAGUGAGUCAUUGUGAUUGUGUCCUCAGAUCCUCCUCACUGGUCCCCCCCCCCCCCCCCUACCGGGAUAUGAUGGGCACCAGAAGGGCACCUGGAGGGGUUGGCAUGGCAGAGACCUUGCUGCUUCUCUGGGCAGGACUAAGUCUGUUUGGGGCUCUGGGAGAGGGAGCUUCUCAGGAUGGUUCCUCACAUGGGCUGUGCCCUGUCCAACCAGGACCAGGCAGGGGAGACCUAACACCAGCCCUGGCUAAAGGUGAGUAAGGCAUCCCAGGAUAAAAGGGAUCUGGUCAUGGCAGCAAUAUAUUGUACGUAUGUUUGGUGUAUUUACAGUAAUUGAUAUUGAAGGUACUGAGAUCAUUUUUGAUACUGUGGUAAUCCCAGAAUUGUGAUAAUUUAUUUAAGAAAAUCUGUAACAAACAUGUGUUUAGUAGGAAGGUGUUGUUUUGUGUAAUGUGUUCCUUCUUCGUUACUAUAGCCAUGCCAACUUCACCAAAGCCAUAUAUCUUUAUGGUUCUGGCUUUCGCCACACAGUGCUGUCAUAGAGCCCCUUAAAAUAGGCAGAGAGUUGGUCCAUGUCAAACAUGGAGGUUGCUCUCAUGCUUGGGGUGAUUCCACCCAGACAUUCCAUACUGGCAGCAGGUGAGGCUCCAGUCUUUGAUCUCACAGAGAGGGCAGCCAAGUUCUCUCUUCUCUAGGUAGACACAGCAACCUGUUCCAAUGAUCAGCGGCUGGUAUCUCACCUUGUCCUCACAUUGGCUGGCCAAACAGAUGUGGGAGAACAUGAUCACAUCCAGCUUGUUUUUAAACUAACUGAUGAACUCUUACUUACAUCAAAGUCCUGCCCAGAUCAGUUUGUUUCAAUUCCAUAGAUUGAGGUGAUGGCUGAUGAAUUCCUAACAUUCAUUUCAAUCAAAGUUGGGUAUUUCCACAGCUAUCACAUUAUACCCUUCAGUCCCACAAUCCUGUCUCUGAGAUGCAUGUUUUGUUCGCUUUUCUAGAAGUGGAUCUGUUGGACCUCUUGGACAUGCUUUCCCCAGACCACUACAAUGUCUCUACAGCAGAGGAUGACAGGGGCUGCUUGGCCUACGAGAUCGGACAGUACGCCACUUUGUUCCUCCCCACACACACAGCGUUUGGCCCUCAGUAAGUCAUAUAGAUAAACAGCUUGUGGAAAUGAUAACCAGCAAGCUGAUGUAACGAGAAAAUCAAAUAAUAUUGAGUUUUUUUAUUUAACCUUUAUUUUGAAGUUUCAAAGCAUUGACGAAAUGCCUUAAUUUAUUGGGUAGAUGAGGAAGUUCUCUUUCGAUGAAGUGUCUUGCUCUCAAGGUUAACAUUAUGCUUUGGUGCUGAACCUGAAGUUGAAUGUUGACAUGUCAGGCACUAAAGCUGAAUUAAUUUGCCAGCGUUGUGGUAAACUUUGCAUUGGCGUGUGAAACUGGUCUGGAUGGACCCACUCGUCACAGUGCUUCUAUGUGUUUAAAGGAACAGUAUAUCACUUACCCUGUCUGAAACAUAACCUAAAUUCAACUUCACUCCACUUGGAAUGCAAAAUAGCCUUAUUUGGCUUGCUAAUUUGCGUCAGUCAUGAUUGCAUAGACAAGACUGUCAAGCGUGUGAGUGCUUGAUGAUGCAGUGGGAGCCUGACGUGUGAGACGUGUGUAUGUGUCAGGUUUUCAGAUGAGUUGAGCAUCGUGAUGAGGCUGAGGCUGGGGGGGCCGUGGAUGGAGGAGAGGAGCCUGCUAGCGGUACUGUCAGAGGAAGGGGAGGAGUUGCUACAGCUGAGACUGGGACCUGGACUACUCACCUUCAUCAGUACCUGGAGCCGCCACUACGAGUGAGACAGCACCAACAUAUACAGUACAUGUGCCAUGCACAUAUACACACAUACACGCACACAGUCACCAAGUUAUCUUUACUCAUUGUGUAUUUAUUCCUCGUGUUAUUAUCUUUCUAUUAUUUUCUCUUUAUCUCUCUGCAUUGUUGGAAAGGGCCCGUAAGUAAGCAUGUCACUGUUAGUCUACACCUGUUGUUUAUGAAACUUGUGACAAAUAAAAUGUUAUUUGAUUUCAAAUUUGAUUUGAUUAUCCUCACCGCCACGGGCUAUGGCUGAUGAUGUUGUAAUGCAUGGCAUUAGAAUGGUUGAUGUACAAUAUACUGUAUGUCUCCGAUUACAAUGUUAUGAAAGACCUUUGAGCGUAUCAUUUAUUUUGCCCUCAAGAAAAAGCUAAAUGACUAAUUCCACCUGACAUAGACACUGUAGCACAGGGGUCAGCAACAGGCAGCCAAGUAAUUUUUUGGGAGCCCCAAAGUUUUUAGUAAAAUUGCAAUGUACAAAUUAUUAGAAUUAUUUUCCAGCCCCCCGACCAUUCGCUCCAAAAAAACUCGGCCCGUGGGUGAUUCCAGUUGCCUACUCCUGCUGUAGCUCAUAGGCACAAUGUCCUCUACAGUGGAGUGGCUCUAUACCAAUUGUCUAUACUGAUCCACCACACCUCUCCCUCUGUGUCCCCCUCCUCUGGGCAGGUUCCCAGCAGGCCUCCUGUGGGAUGGAGAGUGGCACUGGCUGGCCCUGUCUGUCUCUCUGUCCAGACUGGAGGUGUAUGCUGACUGCAGCCUGCUGGAGAGUAUACCCUGGAGGAACUACCCCGGCUUGGAGGUCUCCACCCAGGGUCUCACUCUGCUGGGAGGGGCCACCCAGCCCUACCACACACCCUUUACCGUAAGCCCAUUGCUUUUCUGACCCCCGUGCUACAUUCCUCACAUCGGCCCCAGUCCUCCUCCCACCCCAGGGGAAAAGAGGGGGAUGCACCAGGGAGGAGGGUUGGCUCAAUAUGAAGUUCAAUGGCACAAACAUUUUUUUGGCUUGAUUGGACUAAUCAGUACCCACUGGGCACACACUGGUUGAAUCAAUGUUGUUUCCACGUUAUUUCAAUGAAAUUACGUUGAACCAAUGUGGAAUAGACGUUGAAUUGACGUCUGUGCCCAGUGGGUAGACAGGUCAAAUUGACCCGGUGAUCUAUGCUGAUUAAUCAUAUCUUCUGGUGGAGUUAGUCACAUUAUGUUAUUUUACUAAUUAAUUAACUUGUCUUAUUUGAACUGAUAUUGUUCUUGAUGAUUAAACAGUUUUACGAUGCAUUCAAUGCAUAAUUAGAAUUUUGUCCAUUUGAAUCAAAUGAAUAUUAUUAACAUUUGAAGCUGUUCAGAGCUUUGUUUUUGAGUUUCAUAUUGGCGCUUUGGGUAGUUCUGAGCGCUGCCUGAUAACAUAUUAAAAUCAAUGGAGAACCAUCAUCAUAUUGCAUUUGGUGGUCCUGUAUGGCUUGUCUAAGCCAACCAAGGUGUGUGUGGACACAGGCAGGCGUGUGGUGUGGAUGGUCUCUGAGUCUAGCCAUCUCAAGAGACAUCCCUCAUCCUGGUCCACGUCAGUGACAAGGUCUCCAUGGAUGACACUGCUGCUGCUGCCUCACUGAUGCCCCGCCUGUAUAAAACCUCACGUCUCCCCUCACUCUGUCCUUCCCUGCAGAUGAACAAAGCAGGACUAACACAUACCACACACACCAACAACUAGCACUCCCAUCUGAAAAUAAGUGACCAGUGCAUAUGGAAUAUACUGAUGUUUACGCGUAAGAAGUUCCCUGGUGGAUACUGAUCUGACUGUCUGGAGCUACACACUGUACAUAGGAAGUGGACCUGUCACCUUGUGAAUUUGUGUGUGGCAAUUGUCUGCUGUGGUUGAGGGCUAUUUUCCUGGUCAUUCUGUCACUGCUAUGGCCUGUGUCUGUGUCUGUGGGAGCCAGCCUAGCACUGGCCCUUCUCCAGGGAGGGGUCUGUUCUAGCACUGCACUGGGUGCUGGGUGAAGUGUGUGUGUGAGUGAGACAGGGAGACCUGUUCUUACUGCAGUCAGAGGGAUCAACCGUCUGUCAGCUCUGCAGCGAUGCACGGCCCUGCUGUGGUUCUGCUGCUACUCAGCUAUGUAAGUCCUCCUCUACUAUCAGCUCUAUGGGGUAUAUUCUGGGGUAAGGGAAGAGCAGGGGAUUGUGUUGUAUUGAAAUGUAGUUGUUAUGGAUUCUGCUUGAAUUCUGGUUCUUCUGUGCUCGAUUUUUCAUUGACAGUAGUACCUCACAUGUAAAGUAAGCAACAAGUGCUGUAAGAAUUACAAUGCAAGACUUUAGAAGGAUGAUUGGACAAGAUUGUUGUGUUUUGCUUUCUUUUGUUGUGUUAGGAAGAUUGUUCCUGGUCACAUGCAACAUAGGAUGAAGGCCCAAUACUAACAAUUUACUAAACCCUUUUGAUUGAGUUAUUUCUUUUUUAUCAGCCUUCUCCCAGUACAGCAUUGCUUGGUUCUUUUAUGGUUUUCUGUAAAUGCAACUGUUAGUAACUACUUGCCCCUGCAUCUUCAUGUGGUGGGUACGCAGUGUACAGCCUGUGACUGGAAUAUGCCCUGGAUCUGUGGAUCAAGCCUGAGGCCUUUUUACAUGUGCAUGCGAGCAGAUGAGGGACAGAGAAGAUUUUCACAUUCGCAAGACAACUCUCAUAAAUCAUUGGGUAAAAACUGGCCUCUUUGCAGUGGCAAACCCAAGACCACAGUAAUAUCUCAGUACUUUAUGUAAUAGUUGCGUAUGCAACAAGUAAUAUUAUACAGAAUGAGUGUAAUAUUAUGAUGUCUGACCCUGUCUUUGGCCUUGGCCUUGACAUUAAAGUGACAACAGGGAAAAACUGAGAGGCCUGAAUAUGAUUGAGUACUUUGUUCAGUGAAAAGUGGUAUCUCCAAGGCAACCUAAUGCAUUCGAUAGUAGAAACUUCAGUUGUUUUGGAGGUUUUUUGCAUGUAUUUCCCCAUUACUUAUUUGCUCUAUGAUUUGAAGUUUCAAUCACUGCUAUAGCUGUUUGACAUGUGAAGGCUCAGAGAGUGGUGUCCCUGACAAGGCCUCUCCUCCACAUCAAUGGGACUUGUUUUGUUUUCAGCCGUUCCCGUUGGAGACUCGGUUUACCUAAAUCACUGCCCUGGUCUAAUUAUAGACCGUUUUAGGUUUGGGAGGGAUGACAUCAUUCUGUUAACUCACCUUUUUAAAAACGUUGUCCCUAGUUUGACUGUGUUUAAUCAGAGACUGACAUAUAUGAGAACGGCCUGCGCUCUCAGAAAAAAGGGUACCAUUAGGCUACAGUAUUGAUCCCUGGGGUACAAAAAUAUCAAUAUACACAUAAUGUACCUUCAGAGGUAUACAUAUGAUCUCACAUGGUACAGUUCGGUACCUUUUAGGUACAUGUGCGGAUAAUCUAGUAUAAUGGUACAUUUUUGUAUAAUUCUUUUUUUAUAUAAAGGUACAAUCAUCACACACUCACAAAGAAAGUGAAGGUACAUUUCUGUUUCCCAGGUUGGAGGCGUGGAUUAAAAGGGGUGUAGCUUUCAGUUAGUUAUAUUUGGCCACCCGUGAGUGGAAGUGUUGUACCAGUUCAUGUGGUCUAUGGUUAUGUUAAUUAAAGUUUGAGCAUGUCUGCUGCCAGUUCUGAAGUCUUUAUAAACUCUUACAUAAGAGCAUGCGACAAUAAAGAGCUGUAAUUAAUAUGGUACAGUGGGGAAAAAAAGUAUUUAGUCAGCCACCAAUUGUGCAAGUUCUCCCACUUAAAAAGAUGAGAGAGGCCUGUAAUUUUCAUCAUAGGUACACGUCAACUAUGACAGACAAAAUGAGAUUUUUUUUUCAGAAAAUCACAUUGUAGGAUUUUUUAUGAAUUUAUUUGCAAAUUAUGGUGGAAAAUAAGUAUUUGGUCAAUAACAAAAGUUUCUCAAUACUUUGUUAUAUACCCUUUGUUGGCAAUGAAACAGGUCAAACGUUUUCUAUAAGUCUUCACAAGGUUUUCACACACUGUUGCUGGUAUUUUGGCCCAUUCCUCCAUGCAGAUCUCCUCUAGAGCAGUGAUGUUUUGGGGCUGUCGCUGGGCAACACGGACUUUCAACUCCCUCCAAAGAUUUUCUAUGGGGUUGAGAUCUGGAGACUGGCUAGGCCACUCCAUGACCUUGAAAUGCUUCUUACGAAGCCACUCCUUCGUUGCCCGGGCAGUGUGUUUGGGAUCAUUGUCAUGCUGAAAGACCCAGCCACGUUUCAUCUUCAAUGCCCUUGGUGAUGGAAGGAGGUUUUCACUCAAAAUCUCACGAUACAUGGCCCCAUUCAUUCUUUCCUUUACACAGAUCAGUCGUCCUGGUCCCUUUGCAGAAAAACAGCCCCAAAGCAUGAUGUUUCCACCCCCAUGCUUCACAGUAGGUAUGGUGUUCUUUGGAUGCAACUCAGCAUUCUUUGUCCUCCAAACACGACGAGUUGAGUUUUUACCAAAAAGUUAUAUUUUGGUUUCAUCUGACCAUAUGACAUUCUCCCAAUCCUCUUCUGGAUCAUCCAAAUGCACUCUAGCAAACUUCAGAUGGGCCUGGACAUGUACUGGCUUAAGCAGGGGGACACGUCUGGCACUGCAGGAUUUGAGUCCCUGGCGGCGUAGUGUGUUGCUGAUGGUAGGCUUUGUUACUUUGGUCCCAGCUCUCUGCAGGUCAUUCACUAGGUCCCCCUGUGUGGUUCUGGGAUUUUUGCUCACCGUUCUUGUGAUCAUUUUGACCCCACGGGGUGAGAUCUUGCGUGGAGCCCCAGAUCGAGGGAGAUUAUCAGUGGUCUUGUAUGUCUUCCAUUUCCUAAUAAUUGCUCCCACAGUUGAUUUCUUCAAACCAAGCUGCUUACCUAUUGCAGAUUCAGUCUUCCCAGCCUGGUGCAGGUCUACAAUUUUGUUUCUGGUGUCCUUUGACAGCUCUUUGGUCUUGGCCAUAGUGGAGUUUGGAGUGUGACUGUUUGAGGUUGUGGACAGGUGUCUUUUAUACUGAUAACAAGUUCAAACAGGUGCCAUUAAUACAGGUAAUGAGUGGAGGACAGAGGAGCCUCUUAAAGAAGAAGUUACAGGUCUGUGAGAGCCAGAAAUCUUGCUUGUUUGUAGGUGACCAAAUACUUAUUUUCCACCAUAAUUUGCAAAUAAAUUCAUUAAAAAUCCUACAAUGUGAUUUUCUGGAUUUUUUUUCCUCAAUUUGUCUGUCAUAGUUGACAUGUACCUAUGAUGAAAAUUACAGGCCUCUCUCAUCUUUUUAAGUGGGAGAACUUGCACAAUUGGUGGCUGACUAAAUACUUUUUUCCCCCACUGUAGCAACCUUAACACAACACUGAGCGGCCUUGUCUAGAGGUGCAGACCUCUUGGCGUAAUGGUUAAGGUGUUGACAAUCGCUGGACCCAGGUUCGAGUCCUGGUUGGGGCUACCCCUCCAAUUCGCUACAUUGUUAUCAAAAGUGGGAUGGUGGAGAGGUGUGUAUACGUGAGGGACCUGAUACAGAGAAGAGGUACAUUUUUGCCACUUAAAAGGAACAAACGGCUUUGUCACUGUGGUGGUACCCUAAAAAGCCAAACGUGUACCUUUUCUGAAAGUACGGUUUUGUACCUGUGGUACACUAUUGGCUCCUUUUAAGGUACAAUCUGCAAGGGUACAACUAUGUACCUAUAAGUAAUGGUACAAUGGACGUACCUUACAGGGUACCACUACAGUGACAAGCAUUUGUACCCCUUUAAGUACAAUUCAGUGCCUUUUUUUCUGAGUGUGGGAUGGGAUGGAGCCUGUCUGAGCAAGGCAAACAUGUGACUAGUGAAAGCUGCCACAGUUUCAUGGCGAGGCUCUACUUCCCAGCUGCCUGACAGUCGGCCUCUUACACAGGGUCACAGUGCCCAGGCAUCGGGGUCAAUGCUACUUGACCCUAGGUGGACCCAUGGAAUAACACUGUCAUUGUAUGACAUCCUCAAACAAAGACCGCCAGUCUGACCGCAGUGUCAACACUGUCUGAGACCUGUCCUGUCCUCCCUGGCUAGGUCAUUGAUCCAAAAGUUCUCACUCAACUUUGUUUGAAUACAUGCCACGAUGUGAUUGAUGAGGGAGUAAGGUUGUCUGUUAUCUGCUCAGAUAAAAAAGAUAGGACAGCUAAAAGCUUCUUUUUUUUCAAAUGAACACAUAAUUUAAUAAGGUAGACUUAAUUUAUUGAUCAUAUCAAAUGUUUUAUGUUUAAUGAUGCAAAUAUUAUCAUUCCCAAGUUAUCUUGGUUCAGGAAUUGAGCUGCUUGGAUUGCUGUUUUUGCCUGUUAUUUUUGUAUUUUGGGUAAUAUUAUUCAUACCAAUUGAUUUCCCUUAUUGAGAAGAUUACAUUUAGAAAUUGACUUUUUAUUGAGUAGCGAUAGCUUCAUGGGCCAUAGAUUUUGCCCAAAACUCUCAUGCACUCCCUCUACUGUAUAGAUGAUUUUCCAUCUGUUGUUUUAUGGCCAAGCAUUUCCCAUCCUCAUCAUUGUUUGUGUCACAAGGGACACCAAUAGAUCUCUACAUUGGGAUCAAUAGACAAUGUGAAUACAUUAUUUUUGCAAAGACAUGAAUGACAGCUUUCAAAUUAUAUGAAAAAAUAUUACACAGACAAAUAUGAGCUACAAAGUAUUGCUCCAAUGCUGAUGAUUUGAAAAAGGCAUUGAUAGCAUGUUUUAUUGUUUGGUUGAUCCAUGUCCAGGGCACCAUACAACAGAUGACCUUCAUAAUGGGUGAUCCUACAGCAGCCAGACAGCACUGUCAAGGCUACAACACCUGCAUCCCUCACACAGACAAACAGGUAUGGUCCACAAAGGUCUAUAGCAGGUGUAGGGCUUAAAUUGACAACCAAUAAUGCUAUAUGUGACUGAUAAAAAUAAUGUUUUGUUUGUGUGGCACUAAUGCUUGGAAUUUUAACUGCGCCACAAUUCCAUGUCUGUCUGUUGGUUGGCUCCAUCGGGUCAUGAAAACAGUCUGCGUGAGAGUGCAAGGUUUAUGAGAGAAUAAAAUCUGAUUUGUUUUGGACCCAAACUAGACAAUCUGGACCAUAACUGUUCCUCCGCAGCUUGUGUGAUCUCUCUGGGAAAAAAUGUAUUUGAGGGCGUUCUUCUUUUAAGUCCCUUUCAAAUUGAAGCGUACUCCAAGCACACUCUUUUCUUUACAGGCAUAUAACAAUCCUGAUUAGAUUCUUAUUUUUAAGAUGAAUAUGAGAAUUAACAUCUUAUAUUUGUUUUUAUUUCAACUUAUUUUCCAGGAGCAAGUGGUUUCAGCUGCUGAGAAGGUGCUUGCUCAAGUUGCGACCAGGGCAUCAUUCAGAGAAGAAGAUUCCUCAGGGAGGGAGUCUCAUGGACCCAGGCUGAGAGAUCAGAGUGCAGAACAGGACACAGCCAAGAGCACUAACCUAUCAGCACAGUCAUUUCCAUCAGUAAGAGCUCAGUCAGAGCCAGAGACACAGAGAAAGACAAGGAUAACACCUGAAACAGACAAGUCAAAGAUCACUCAUAAGACAGGAUGGCUGAAUGAAACUUCCACACUGCAGGAUGAUAAAGUAGCAAAGAUCACUAGAAAUAGUACUAUAGUAAAAUAUGUAGGGCUUGAUACUGGCACAGUAGCAGAGUCCCCCCUAUCCGCUCCUGAUAGGCCAUCCGAGAGUGACAGAUCCAGUGAACUGGCUGCCUCCUCUGAACCCAUUUCAUCUAUCAAAAUAAAGGAGCCACAGGGUCCAGGAGGCGUCAGAAACAGAACAGUAUCUUCACAAACCUCUGGACCUCUUCAUCGGCCAAACCAAACCAAUACAGCCAGAGAUGUCUCUGGGAUGAAAGGUGUAGUAGUACCGUCUCAGACAGUGGAGACAGCCAUUCUCAGUCCCACUGCAUGGUCAGAAAACCCCACUGAACCAGCCCUGCUGAUCCAGGAGUCAGACAGGGAUGGAGAAUCAAUAGGCUCAGGGAGAAAAGCAUCAGUUAGGUUAGAUGAUUUACAGAUCCCACCUGAAUCCAAACAGGCCUUUGGACCUACAAGACCAACAGGGUCCUUAGAACCCACCAUACAACCCAACCUUGAAUUCAAGAAAAUAGAUGCGGAGGAGCUACUGAGGCAGGCUGUGAUUCCUCUACCUCCAGUGCUACCUCCAGAGAAUAGCACUGUCACAUGGAGAAAGACUGUCCCAGAGGCUCCUCUGCCUAACAGUGUGGCUACAGGAGCAGAGGUGCCCUUGGAGAAACCUGAGGGAGCAACACCUCAAAAUACCACUGAUAUCACUUCCACAUCAACAGGUGACAAAGCUUCAAACAAGAAACAAAAGGGCAGAAAGACUGUGACAAAGACUUUGACAGAUGCUGGACAAGUCAUGGAGAAGGGGGAUAACGUUUUAUCCCAGGAGCCACCCGCAGAGGAUCUAGAGACCAACACAAAAACAAAGACAGAGUCAGAGUCAGCAGAAGAGAUGGAUACAGAAACAGAAAUGGAAGAAGUUGAUGAGGACAAUGAUAAGAAAUCAGAGACAGAGGAAACAGAUGUAGGCGACAGCAAGUUGGCACACAACAUCACUCAAGUCAACACAAGGCAGUUCAAAAAGAAUGGGGGAGCCGUCAAAAUUGAUGUCCUAACUGAGCUCAUGUCCCCGGAGCCGAGAGGAUCAGAGUGGGAACUGCCCCCUACCCCUCUACCUCCUGCCAGUGUGCCAGGUAAAGUACACAGCAUGUGUCCUUUGACACAGUACCCUCAUAGCAUGCACCCCUCAGACUCUCUGUGGCCCGAGUUUUACUUCUGUUUCCUCAGAGACACUGAGCAGAGAGGUCAAAGGGUCAUCGCCAUGGCAGCAGGGGCGAGACCUCAACCUCUGACACAGGGUCUGUCUCUGAAAGCUCAGAGGAUACUCUACGAGUCCAGGAUGAACAACCUGUCCGUUCCUGUCAUUUCAGCCAAUCACCAACCAAGACACACACUCAGAGAGCAAGGGACAGCCAAUAAACCGGGUCUUCGAAUGCAACAGGUAUAAAGUUCCACUCAUACUCACAGAGAUGCACAUUUUACAUUUUACAUUUUAGUCAUUUAGCAGACGCUCUUAUCCAGAGCGACUUACAGUUAGUGAGUGCAUACAUUUUUCAUAAUUUUUUUUCAUUUUUCACAUCACACUAAAGCAGAGGCAUGAACACUUUAACUGGCUAAAGAAAAGAUUUGUGAUGGUUUUUAUAGCAUAUUUUGGGGGGGUAUCGACACACAUUUGAGCAUUACUUUGGAGCACAUUUGAGCAUAUUUUCCUGUAUAUCUCUUCUAAUUCUGUUUGAAUGAGCAGAGAAACAUUUAACAUGCACACAUGUAUCCUUGAACAUACAAACACCAUUAUUUGCAUAUUGUUCAAGAACAUCCUCCAAGCAAUGAGACUAUGGUGUUAUGAAGGGACAUGCAUUCUCAGCGCUCUGGUCUACAGUCAGGCUGCAUAGCUGUCUGAAGACCUUCAAACGAAAUUGAGUUUGCAUUGAGCUUAUUGAAUUAAGCCUAGGGUGGUGGAGGAAUGGGGUCAUUUAAGUGUACUAGCAUGGCCCUACAGAUGGGAUUUGGUCCAUUAUGCGGCAUAUAUAUAGAAAUUACCCAUAUUGAAAGAGGGUGGGGAUGCUGUUGAUCGAUCAGUGUGGCCUGUGGGAGUCUUUUGCCAAAAAAUGUAAGCUAGACACACAUGCCUCCUCCAGUGGUAGGUUUUGGAAUUGCAGCAUCUAAGCACUUGUCAAUACCAGUACAUUAGCAGUGGGCAUGCAGUCCUUGCAAACAACUUUAAUAGUAAUGGAAUUAAAUUAUUCAUUGUAAUUGAUUAACAAAAGCAGAACAAUAUUAUAUUAUUUUAUUUUAAAACCAAAUAGUAUUUUCUAUGCAAACCCAAAUAACAGUUUUACUUCUUGUAUCAAGACGUCAUACAUGAAAACAGACACUAAUGGAAAUGGAUUGUUUUAUCUGUUUUCCCAGGGACUUCAGGGCCCACCUGGUUUGACAGGGCCACCUGGACCAAAAGGGGAUAAAGUAUAUGUUAACUUUUUAACACAAUAUCUACUGAAUCUAAACUAUUCAUAGUGACACAUACAGUGAGGGAAAAAAGUAUUUGAUCCCCUGCUGAUUUUGUACGUUUGCCCACUGACAAAGACAUGAUCAGUUUAUAAUUUUAAUGGUAGGUUUAUUUGAACAGUGAGAGACAGAAUAACAACAAAAAAAUCCAGAAAAACGCAUGUAAAAAAUGUUAUAAAUUGAUUUCCAUUUUAAUGAGGGAAAUAAGUAUUUGACCCCUCUGCAAAACAUGACUUAGUACUUGGUGGCAAAACCCUUGUUGGCAAGGGACGUUUCUUGUAGUUGGCCACCAGGUUUGCACACAUCUCAGGAUGGAUUUUUGUUCCACUCCUCUUUGCAGAUCUUCUCCAAGUCAUUAAGGUUUUGAGGCUGAUGUUUGGCAACUCGAACCUUCAGCUCCCUCCACAGAUUUUCUAUGGGAUUAAGGUCUGGAGACUGUCUAGGCCACUCCAGGACCUUAAUGUGCUUCUUCUUGAGCCACUACUUUGUUGCCUUGGCCGUGUGUUUUGGGUCAUUGUCAUGCUGGAAUACCCAUCCACGACCCAUUUUCAAUGCCCUGGCUGAGGGAAGGAGGUUCUCACCCAAGAUUUGACGGUACAUGGCCCCGUCCAUCGUCCCUUUGAUGCGGUGAAGUUGUCCUGUCCCCUUAGCAGAAAAACACCCCCAAAGCAUAAUGUUUCCACCUCCAUGUUUGACGGUGGAGAUGGUGUUCUUGGGGUCAUAGGCAGCAUUCCUCCUCCUCCAAACACGGCGAGUUGAGUUGAUGCCAAAGAGCUCGAUUUUGGUCUCAACUGACCACAACACUUUCACCCAGUUCUCCUCUGAAUCAUUCGGAUGUUAAUUGGUAAACUUCAGACGGGCCUGUAUAUGUGCUUUCUUGAGCAGGGCGACCUUGCGGGCGCUGCAGGAUUUCAGUCCUUCACGGCGUAGUGUGUUACCAAUUGUUUUCUUGGUGACUAUGGUCCCAGCUGCCUUGAGAUCAUUGACAAGAUCCUCCCGUGUAGUUCUGGGCUGAUUCCUCACCGUUCUCAUGAUCAUUGCAACUCCACGAGGUGAGAUCUUGCAUGGAGCCCCAGGCCGAGGGAGUUUGACAGUUAUUUUGUGUUUCUUCCAUUUGCGAAUAAUCGCACCAACUGUUGUCACCUUCUCACCAAGCUGCUUGGCGAUGGUCUUGUAGCCCAUUCCAGCCUUGUGUAGGUCUACAAUCUUGUCCCUGACAUCCUUGGAGAACUCUUUGGUCUUGGCCAUGGUGGAGAGUUUGGAAUCUGAUUGAUUGAUUGCUUCUGUGGACAGGUGUCUUUUAUACAGGUAACAAACUGAGAUUAGGAGCACUCCCUUUAAGAGUGUUCUCCUAAUCUCAGCUCAUUACCUGUAUAAAAUACACCUGGGAGCCAGAAAUCUUUCUGAUUGAGAGGGGGUCAAAUACUUAUUUCCCACAUUAAAAUGCAAAUCAAUUUAUGACAUUUUUGACAUGCGUUUUUCUGGAUUUUGUUGUUGUUCUUCUGUCUCUCACUGUUCAAAUAAACCUACCAUUAAAAUGAUAGACUGAUCAUUUCUUUGUCAGUGGGCAAACGUACAAAAUCAGCAGGGGAUCAAAUACUUUUUUCCCUCACUGUAUGAUAAUUCUGUUGCCCAGUAUUAUUGGGUACUCAGUAUUAUUUCUAGAUUGUGCUCUGCGGAUUCCUAUUGACAUGUAGGUGUGCAUGCAGAUGUUUCCAUAUUGUGGAAGUCCAUAAAACACUUCAGUUUGUAUUGUCUCCUGACAGGGCUAUGCUGGCGGAAUGGGCCGGACUGGACGCACAGGUUACCGAGGCCCCAUUGGUCCACCAGGGAUGCCCGCCAUCGUAGUGUUCAAGAGCUCAGAGGAAGAGUGGGAGGCCUUCAAGGUGCUUUUAUACUGUGUUUCAUAGUACACGACAAAGGCUCUGUCAAUGUGUUCUUGUUUGGUUGAGUGAUUAUAAAUGUGAUUAUAUUUCAGCAUAAAACCAUUGAUUAUUGAACCAUUGAUACCCAGACCUUUGAUUUCUUAUUUCUUCUUUAAAAGUUGUGUGUACUGUUUUUAUGCAGAAAAAGAAAUUCUACAAAAAGCUUGUUGCAACUUGGCCGGUAGGUGAUCUCAGCUCUAUAUCAGUAGUUUCUAGACAGAAACAACUAGAAGGAUAUGCCCUUUAGGCGGUAGUAUAGUGGCCAAACCUUCUGUAUACCAUAGGAGUUUAAAUCACAGUUUAUUGUCAAUGCAGCAUAUCAAGUAAACUGUAUUCCAUCAUAUCAAAAGGAAUAUCAUUUUCUAUUUUGAAAUGAUUGCACAGUCUAUGUACUGUAUGUCAAUUAGAGCUUUGGUUGUUUAUCCUCAGAGAUUGAAGGGCCCUCCAGGGCCUCUUGGCCCCCCUGGGGAUGCUGGACCUCCUGUGAGUAAACGUAUAACUGUAUACUGUAUAUCAUUAUCCCAACAUUGCUCAUUAUUAGACUCUACUGAUUGACACAUCACACUCAUAAUGCUUGUUCACUGACAGCAGAGAUUGUUUGUGUUCCAGGGACCCCCGGGAAUUCCUGGAAAACAAGGACGAAAAGGAGAUGGAGGGAAAAUCGUAGGUAUCUCUGUUUUAUCUGAAUUUGAUCAGAAUCUACACCGAGGCAUAACUUGUUUUGCCUGUGAGUUGAAACUCAGUCGAUGAUAUGUGGACCCAUGAGUGGAAAUCGAUUUAUAUGCAUGUGUGAUCACCCAAAUAAAUUACUGAUUCAUUCCAAUUGGCAGUUCCAACUGUGAGAACACAGGAUAAGUAUAUGUUAAGCGUGUCCAUACGGUAUGCUGAAUGUAGCUGUUAACUACAAUUACUUAAACUCAGAGAUCUAAAAACAGAGCAGUGAGGUGAAGCUAACCCAUCUGCUGUUUCUAUUCUCCCUCCUCUGCUAUCACAGAAUGUUAACAACCCUGAAAUAGGAUCACAGGAUGCUGUUAGAUGAGUCAGAUGACUGCUUCCACACUCCACAGUAUCAUAGCAACACCCACUUCAGGCAACAGGUCAACGCUGUGCUCUCAUUAGCAUUCAUUGGAGAUCUGAGCCCAAAAGCUACAUGCUGCUUUUGCUUUCAGCACUUCUGUUUGUGAAGCAGCAGCACUUUCAUGGAUAUGAGAAUUUCCAGUGAGUGCCCAGAGCGUCAUUAAUAUAAGUGUUAACAGCACAUUAGCGCUUGAGCUUUUUUUCAAUGAUCAUGCAUCUGAAAUGCAUCACCGCUAAGUGUUGCUCUUUUUGCCCUGGCACACUGCUACUGCGGUGAUGCCCAGUAAUGCAAGGCUGCCCCAGACAGACGGUGUCAAUAGUGGCGCCACACAAUUGCAGCAGACUGGGCAAGCUGUCCACAUCUGAUUGCCAGUGAACCCAGCUGACACACCGAAGGAACCACUUUCACCACAGUGUUACUUCAGCUAUGACACAGAAAGCGCAGAAAGCUGUUGUUCUGAUUGUACACAGCACCACUAUUGGGGUUUUGAUCAUUAUCUGCUAGUCUUGUGUAGCCAGACGAGACGCUGUACCCUCACAUUUGUUCUGCAUCCUGGCUAGAAGCUACUUGUCUGCUAACCAAUGAGGAGAAGUUUUACAUUUCCAAGGGCCAGCAUUGUGGUGAAUUGCCACACACUGAAGUCUAUACUGGCCAUUGAUGGAAUGAACUACUAUACAAUUUAAUUUUAAAAAUUGGGUGGGUCGCUUUCAGUCUUGAAUUGGACCUCUCAUGGCCCUUGGGCUGCAUGUUGUCUGCCAUUAUCAUUGGCUAUAGGUUUGAGCACACUGAGAGCCUGAGACUGAAUUCCCCAUCUUAUGCCAUCCGUGUCUGUAUUCCAGGGGGGUUCUGGACCACCAGGGAUGCCCGGGCCUCCAGGAAGACCUGGGAGUGAUGGGAUUGAUGGUAUAAAUUCUGAUGAUGGCCCUGCAGGACCACCUGGGGAACAGGUAGAACACAUUGUACAAAGGCUGAAGAGUUUUCAUGUGUUAUACAUCAAUAGAGACUGUUCCAGUGUCAGUGUUGUUGACAGAGCUCUCUACUUGUACUAACAGGGUCUCCAGGGUUACAGAGGAGAGAAGGGCAGCAAAGGGGAGCUGGGUGAGUGGGUAAGAAUGGCUAGGACUUCUAACGUUGUGUAGAAUAUAUCUUAGUUUGACCAAUAGAAACACAUUAGAUAUCAGUGGACAGAUGACAGAAACUCAUCAAAGUAAAUGUUUUAAGCAGGGCAAACUUAUUACUGUACUCUGACCAUGAAGGUUUCAUCGUGACUGGAAAUUUCAGCAGUGCCAGCUGCAGUAUAUGCCGGCAUGCUUUCCACCGAUUGGUUGUGCAAUAAAUUCCUGCAAGGCCCAAUGAAGAAAUGUGAUGUAGGCUAGACUUUCCAAUAAGUCUUGCCACCGAUUCUUUGUAACAGUAAUUCUGUGUAUUGUUAAGGGUUAUGAAGGGGAACCAGGACCCCAGGGAAACAGAGGGCGGAAAGGAGACAAGGUCAGACUGAGUGUCUUGUUUUCAUGGAACUAAAUGUUCUCACACUUGAGUCUUUUAUAUCACUGGUUCCGGAGCUCUGCUGUGAAUGCUAAUUUUCAUUCCAACUAAUCCCAGAUUGAAAUGGGUUCAGUUUCAAUUCAGUGAGCAACCCAAUCACACAUUGAGGGAUUCAUUUGAAGUUCAUAAUGGGUUUCAACAUUAAUCCUAACUUGUGUCUUUGCUGUUGUCAGGGGAAUAAAGGAAACCGAGGCCUCAUUGGGAUCACUGGAUAUAUAGUGAGUAAUACCUACAUUUGAAUAUUGCUAUUUCAUCAGAUACUGUUUGAUACUGAACCCUCAUGUUAAGUAUGAACAUGUUGAAGUAUGUUGAGUGUUUAAGUGGUUCCUUUCAUGCUGUGUAGGGAAUACCUGGAGCCAGAGGACAACUGGGCUUCCCAGGAGCAUCUGGACCUCCUGUGAGUCUCAUGGCUCUCUGUGUAUUAAAACAGUUACAACAGUUAUUAUCAACCUUUUCCCCAAACUGAUUUACCUGUCUUCUGAAAAAUGUCUGCACUGUCUUGAGAGAGUCUUUUCUGUUAUUAAGGGAGACAUUGGUGGCAUUGGUUUUGUUGGAUCGCCGGGCCCACCUGUAAGUUAUUCUGCUUCACUCUCAAUUGGAUCAUGCUCUGAAAUGAAAGUCAACCAAGUCACCCAAGCUGCUUAUAUGAACCUAUUAAUCUCCUUUUCAGGGCAAAAUGGGGCCAAGAGGGCCAAAAGGGGUACCAGGAGUCAAUGGACCACCAGUAAGGACACAUUUGAGCAUGAUAUUGUAGGUAUUGAGCCACGUUUCAACAGCCCUGUCUAAUCUCUCUGUCUGUCAUUAGGGCCAACCAGGUGAGCUAGGCCUAAGGGGACCACUCAGGCCUCAGGUGAGAAUUCAUCUUCCUGAAUUGAAAGCUGAAUUGACCUGAUAUUUACAUCCAGGUAAAUGUACUUGUCCACAAUUCAUAUUAUUGUGUCUCAUUCCAGGGAGAGCCAGGUCCUGAUGGGAUUGUUGGAUUCCCUGGUGUUCGUGGACCUCAGGUAGAAUCAUAUCGUUUUUUCGCACUCUCAUUGAUUUGAUCAUGCUACAUUUACUCACAAGAGAAUAUGCACAAUAAAUACAUCUGUGCCAGUGAUCAUAGACCAUCUGAAAAUCAUUGUAGAUUAUCAAGUCACAUUUAUUAGCUGGAUUUCCAAUGAAUGUAGAGGAUCAAUAGGUUUUGAAUGUGUCCACAGGGCAAAACAGGUGCAGAUGGGCCUACAGGUCCGAAAGGGGAUCCUGUGAGUAUCAAUCAAUCAUGAAUAAUUUAUUUUAAAAGCAUUUAUGAUGAAUAUUUCCAUUAAUUUAACUUUUAUUCUACAAUCUUACGCAAUCCUUCAUGUUUUUAAACAGGGGGACGCAGGUGAUGAGGGGGAAAUAGGAGAACCAGGACUCCCUGGGAUUAACGUAAGCACACAUUAAUGUACACGUAAGAUGUGAAUACUGAUAGCAAUGUAUUUUAUAAAAAACAAUUAUACUGUAAAAGUAAUUCAUAAACUUGGCCUCUGUUUUUUCCCUCUUAUCAGGGAGCCAAUGGCAAACCAGGAAAAACUGGACCCUCAGGUGACCCAGUAAGAUUACUUAAAGCAAUUUCUUUAUUUUGUGUUGAGUUGAUAUCUAAGUCUUAAGUAUUUAAAAGUAAUUAUGUUAACACUAUAAGGACAUGUACUUUUGUCCUACAAAGUAACAAUUCCAUGAUACAGUACUUCAUUAGUCGUUUCUUUCUGUCCCUGUACUUUUACUUACUCUGAAAAAGUUCUGUGCGGGUUUUCUUACUAAUUCAUAUUCCCAUUCAUAUCCAACCGUCUAGCUAACCAUGUAGCUGUCUUUGUUUGUCUGUCUGUCCAUGUUCACCUUCAUCCUGUAGGGGAUCAAAGCAUCUAAGAGAGGUGACAAGGGUGAUCCAGGAUUUAAAGGGGACCAGGUGAGUGGACAUUAUGCACAUGGCUAACAUUACUACAUAUACAGUGAGGGAAAAAAGAAUUUGAUCCCCUGCUGAUUUUGUACGUUUGCCCACUGACAAAGACAUGAUCAGUCUAUAAUUUUAAUGGUAGGUUUAUUUGAACAGUGUGAGACAGAAUAACAACAAAAAAAUCCAGAAAAUGCAUGUCAAAAAUGUUAUAAAUUGAUUUGCAUUUUAAUGAGGGAAAUAAAUAUUUGACCCCUCUGCAAAACAUGACUUAGUACUUGGUGGCAAAACCCUUGUUGGCAAUCACAGAGGUCAGAUGUUUCUUGUAGUUGGCCACCAGGUUUGCACACAUCUCAGGAGGGAUUUUGUUCCACUCCUCUUUGCAGAUCUUCUCCAAGUCAUUAAGGUUUCGAGGCUGACGUUUGGCAACUCGAACCUUCAGCUCCCUCCACAGAUUUUCUAUGGGAUUAAGGUCUGGAGACUGGCAAGGCCACUCCAGGACCUUAAUGUGCUUCUUCUUGAGCCACUCCUUUGUUGCCUUGGCCGUGUGUUUUGGGUCAUUGUCAUGUUGGAAUACCCAUCCACGACCCAUUUUCAAUGCCCUGGCUGAGGGAAGGAGGUUCUCACCCAAGAUUUGACGGUACAUGGCCCCGUCCAUCGUCCCUUUGAUGCGGUGAAGUUGCCCUGUCCCCUUAGCAGAAAAACACCCCCAAAGCAUAAUGUUUCCACCUCCAUGUUUGACGUGGGGAUGAUGUUCUUGGGGUCAUAGGCAGCAUUCCUACUCCUCAAAACACGGCGAGUUGGUUGAUGCCAAAGAGCUCGAUUUUGGUCUCAUCUGACCACAACACUUUCACCCAGUUCUCCUCUGAAUCAUUCAGAUGUUCAUUGGCAAACUUCAGACGGCCCUGUAUAUGUGCUUUCUUGAGCAGGGGGACCUUGCGGGCGCUGCAGGAUUUCAGUCCUUCACGGCGUAGUGUGUUACCAAUUGUUUUCUUGGUGACUAUGGUCCCAGCUGCCUUGAGAUCAUUGACAAGAUCCUCCCAUGGAGUUCUGGGCUGAUUCCUCACUGUUCUCAUGAUCAUUGCAACUCCACGAGGUGAGAUCUUGCAUGGAGCCCCAGGCCGAGGGAGAUUGACAGUUCUUUUGUGUUUCUUCCAUUUGCGAAUAAUCGCACCAACUGUUGUCACCUUCUCACCAAGCUGCUUGGCGAUGGUCUUGUAGCCCAUUCCAGCCUUGUGUAGGUCUACAAUCUUGUCCCUGACAUCCUUGGAGAGCUCUUUGGUCUUGGCCAUGGUGGAGAGUUUGGAAUCUGAUUGAUUGAUUGCUUCUGUGGACAGGUGUCUUUUAUACAGGUAACAAGCUGAGAUUAGGAGCACUCCCUUUAAGAGUGUGCUCCUAAUCUCAGCUCGUUACCUGUAUAAAAGAUACCUGGGAGCAAGAAAUCUUUCAGAUUGAGAGGAGGUCAAAUACUUAUUUCCCUCAUUAAAAUGCAAAUCAAUUUAUAACAUUUCUGACAUGCGUUUUUCUGGAUUUUUUAGUUGUUAUUCUGUCUCUCACUGUUCAAAUAAACCUACCAUUAAAAUUAUAGACUGAUCAUUUCUUUGUCAGUGGGCAAACGUACACAAUCAGCAGGGGAUCAAAUACUUUUUUACCUCACUGUACAAGUUGCUUCAAUUUAUGGGACCCUACUCUUCUGUCAGACAUGACAGUUCUGUUUAUUUGCUUGCAUCUGUUAGCAAUUGACCUCCUUCAAUCCCCUCACUGUGUAUUCAUUUACUUGUCCUCCCUGAUGGGCAGGGUCGACCCGGGCCUCCAGGUAAAAGAGGCUUCAAAGGCAGAGGAGGAUCAUCAGGGCUGCUAGGUAAUGUUGGACCAGUGGGGCCUCCUGGAUUUCCUGGAACCACAGUAAGUAGAACCUCUUUAAUCUGGUCACUGCACAGUACUGCAAUGGGAUGGAAUAUCAUUACACCUGUUAAGAUCACUAUAUCCUGAUGCAAUGGUACUUUACCUAUCUGUUUCUUCAGGGUUAUGAUGGAAUCAUUGGGGAGAAUGGGAAGCAGGGAAAAGAUGGGCCAAAGGUAUGAGCAGUCUGGAGGUGGAGCUAGCAUACCUUGUACAGUACUUAUCCAGAUUGACUAUUGUAUUUUAAACAUCAGGCCAUCUGUCUUUGCAGGGUGACAGAGGUCCUACCGGUGGGCCAGGCGUUGUUGGACCUAGAGGCGAUAAGGUACUAGAAGAGCUUGCAAUUUCUGUAGCUAUCUGCCACUUAUCAUUCUUGUAACAUUGUUUUGAUCUCAAUAAUGCAUACCAAUCCAGUGGGAGAUGUACUGAUGCUGUUGUUUGUUGGUUUCUCAGGGGCGAGAAGGUCGAGUGGGAUUUGCCGGUUUGCCAGGGCCUUUUGUAAGUGGAAAUAGCAUGUCUUCAUUAACGAGACAAUUCAGUAUGAUCAAGGUCAAGGAAUUAUUGACCUUCAUCCAUCAUACAGUGGUGAAAUACUAUUUUUACCUUGUUUCAAGUAAACAUGAUCACAGAUUUCUGAUUUUAGAUGUGACUACCACUGUGGCUUUACUGUGGCUCGAUGUGUCUGUCCUGUCCACAGGGAGUGAUGGGGAAGUCAGGAGAGAAAGGAGCUGAAGGAGAACCCGGUAUUAAGGUUCCUAUGUACCUACACUUCUUAUUCUGUCUAUACAGCUUCCUGCCAUCGUUAGUAGAGAAAAAUGCCCUCACACCAGAGAUAUGUACACCAGACCAUUGAAGAACAGAUCUGAUAAUAUAACAUAGUAUAUAUUGAGACCGUCAGUAUGUUUGAGGUCUUGUUUUCAUCUGACACUUGGAUUUGAAUCACACAGGGGAGGACGGGAAUUCCAGGAGUCACUGGACUGAAAGGGCUGAAGGUAAAACUACUAUUUUGUGCCAUUUUAUUUCAGGAUACAGUUAUUUUCACUCCUUGCCACACCUGCACAUGCACAUAUUACUACUAGGGGGCCAGAGUUCAGAAAAGUGUAAAGGAAGAGAACAUGAAAACAGAACAACUGUCUUUCUCCACUCAGGGACUUCAAGGCUAUCUAGGAGGUAGGGGACUGGAUGGAACACAUGGAGCCCCGGUAAGAUCCCAUUGUACUGUAUGUGUCCUGUGCCAGAGAUGGUCCUGUGUCUAAUACACUCAGAGGUUUGGUUUGACCAUGAUCCCUGUCCUCUAGGGACCCAUCGGAGGAACUGCAUCUGACGGGGAUACUGGACCAACUGGACUAAGGGUAGGUAUUCUACAACUUAAAUGAUUAUUUUCUAUUGUUGGCUUUUUGGUUAUUUUUUGUCACUACUAGUUAUUGCAGUUGUGAUACAGUAUAUAUACAAAAGUAUGUGGACAGCCCUUCAGAUUAGUGGAUUCGGCUAUUUCAGCCACACCCGUUGCUGACAGAUGUAUAAAAUCAAGCACACAGCCGUGCAAUCUCCAUAGACAAACACUGGCAGUAGAAUGGCCUUACUGAAAAGCUCAGUGACUUUCAACGUGGCACCGUCAUAGUCAGUUCGUAAAAUUUCUGCCCUGCUACCCUGGUCAACUGUAAGUGCGGCUAUUGUGAAGUGGAAACGUCUAGGAGGAACAACGGUUCAGCCGCGAAGUGGUAGGCCAUACAAGCUCACAGAACGGGACCGCUUAGUGCUGAAGUUCGUAGCGUGUAAAAAUCUGUCUCGGUUGCAACACUCACUACCGAGUUCCAAACUGCCUCUGGAAGCAACGUCAGCACAAUAACUGUUCGUCUGGAGCUUCAUGAAAUGGGUUUCCAUGGCCGAGUAACCGCACACAAGCCUAAGAUCACCAUGCGCAAUGCCAAGCAUUGGCUGGAUUGGUGUAAAGCUCGCCACCAUUGGACUCUGGAGCAGUGGAAACACGUUCUCUGGAGUGACGCCACCUGCCCCAAUGCAUAGUGCCAACUGUAAAGUUUGGUGGAUGAGGAAUAAUGGUCUGAGGCUGUUUUUCAUAGUUCGCGCUAGGCCCCUUAGUUCCAGUGAAGGGAAAUCUUAAUGCUACAGCAUACAAUGACAUUGUAGACGAUUCUGUGCUUUCAACUUUGUGGCAACAGUUUGGAGAAGGCCCUUUCCUGUUCCCUCAUGACAAUGCCCCCUUGCACAAAGCGAGGUCCAUACAGAAAUGGUUUGUCGAGAUCGGUGUGGAAGAACUUGACUGGCCUGCACAGAGCCCUGACCUCAACCCCAUCGAACACCUUUGGGAUGAAUUGGAACGCCGACUGUAAGCCAGGCCUAAUUGCCCAAAAUCAGUGCCCGACCUCACUAAUGCUGUUGUGGCUGAAUGGAAGCAUGCCCCUGCAGCAAUGUUCCAACAUCUAGUGGAAAGCCUUCCCAGAAGAGUGGAGGCUGUUAUAGAAGCAAAGGGGGGACCAACUCCAUAUUAAUGCCCAUGAUUUUGGAAUGAGAUGUUCGACGAGCAAUGUAGUGUAUAUUUAUAUACAGUUGAAGUCGGAAGUUUACAUACACUUAGGUUGGAGUCUUUAAAAUUUGUUUUUCAACCACUCCACAAAUGUUUUGUUAACAAACUAUAGUUUUGGCAAGUCGGUUAGGACAUUGGAAUGCUGCCUAUGACCCCAAGACAAUUUUUCCAACAAUUGUUUACAGACAGAUUAUUUCACUUAUAAUUCACUGUAUCACAAUUCCAGUGGGUCAGAAGUUUACAUACACUAAGUUGACUGUGCCUUUAAACAGCUUGGAAAAUUCCAGAAAAUGAUGUCAUGGCUUUAGAAGCUUCUGAUAGGCUAAUUGACAUAAUUUGAGUCAAUUGGAGGUGUACCUGUGGAUGUAUUUCAAGACCUUCCUUCAAACUCAGUGCCUCUUUGCUUGACAUCAUGGGAAAAUCAAAAGAAAUCAGCCAAGACCUCAGAAAAAAAUUUGUAGACCUCCACAAGUCUGGUUCAUUCUUGGGAGCAAUUUCCAAACGCCUGAAGGUACCAUGUUCAUCUGUACAAACAAUAGUACGCAAGUAUAAACACCAUGGGACCACACAGCCGUCAUACUGCUCAGGAAGGAGACGCGUUCUGUCUCCUAGAGAUGAACGUACUUUGGUGCGAAAAGUGCAAAUCAAUCCCAGAACAACAGCAAAGGACCUUGUGAAGAUGCUGGAGGAAACAGGUACAAAAGUAUCUAUAUCCACAGUAAAACGAGUCCUAUAUCGACAUAACCUGAAAGGCCGCUCAGCAAGGAAGAAGCCACUGCUCCAAAACCGCCAUAUAAAAGCCAGACUACGGUUUGCAACUGCACAUGGGGACAAAGAUCGUACUUUUUGGAGAAAUGUCCUCUGGUCUGAUGAAACAAAAAUAGAACUGUUUAGCCAUAAUGAUCAUCGUUAUGUUUGGAGGAAAAAGAGGAUGGCUUGCAAGCCGAAGAACACCAUCCCAACCGUGAAGCACGGGGAUGGCAGCAUCAUGCUGUGGGGGUGCUUUGCUGCAGGAGGGUCUGGUGCACUUCACAAAAUAGAUGGCAUCAUGAGGAAGGAAAAUUAUGUGGAUAUAUUGAAGCAACAUCUCAAGGCAUCAGUCAGGAAGAUAAAGCUUGGUCGCAAAUGGGUCUUCCAAAUGGACAAUGACCCCAAGCAUAUUUCCAACAUUUGUGGCAAAAUGGCUUAAGGACAACAAAGUCAAGGUAUUGGAGUGGCCAUCACAAAGCCCUGACCUCAAUCCUAUAGAAAAUGUGUGGGCAGAACUGAAAAAGCAUGUGCGAGCAAGGAGGCCUACAAACCUGACUCAGUUCCACCAGCUCUGUCAGGAGGAAUGGACCAAAAUUCACCCAACUUAUUGUGCGAAGCUUGUGGAAGGCUACCCGAAAUGUUUGACCCAAGUUAAACAAUUUAAAGGCAAUGCUACCAAAUACUAAUUGAGUGUAUGUAAACUUCUGACCCACUGGGAAUGUGAUGAAAGAAAUAAAAGCUGAAAUAAAUAAUUAUCUCGACUAUUAUUCUAUAAUUAUUAUAUUAUUAUAUUAUAUUAUUAUAUUAUUAUUAUUAUGUAUAAUUAUUAUUAUAUUAUUAUUAUUAUAUUAUUAUUAUUAUAUUAUUAUUAUUAUUAUUAUUAUAUUAUUAUUCUGACAUUUCACAUUCUUAAAAUGAUGGUGAUCCUAACUGACCUAAGACAGGGAAUUUUACUAGGAUUAAAUGUCAGGAAUUGUGAGAAACUGAGCUUAAAUGUAUUUGGCUAAGGUGUAUGUAAACUUACGACUUCAACUGUAUGAUUUCAUAGGGAAUGGUGGGGAAGACUGGGGCACCAGGGAUUCAAGGUCCAGUUGGGAAGAGUGUGAGUAUUGUACUGUUCUUGGCUAUACACACUAAUUUACAACAGGCGAUGAUAAAAUGAUCAUACUGACUAAGCAUGGUGAUAUUAUUUGUCAACAGGGGGAUUCUGGUGGUAGAGGAAUCACUGGAAAGUCAGGAAAGCCAGGAGUCAGGGUAAGUCCACGUUACGCCAUAAACACUCUCUGACUCUUUUACUUAGCUAUGUCAGACAAAGCAGUUGUGUUUGUCAGUGUAUCAGCGGAAUUUCGUUUGUCAGUUUGUUUUACCAUCCUUUACAUAGGGUGCCAAAGGUAAAGAGGGUUCGAACGGCCUUCCGGGAAAUCCUGGCCUGAAGGUACUGAAAUGGACUUCCUAAAAUACAGAACAUCAACAAUUAUUUCCCAUGAAGAAAUAAAGGAGUUAUAAACGGUUUAGUAAUACUGUAUUGUAAUAUGGACAUAGCUUACUGAUAUGUUGAUUUCUGAAGGGAAACAGAGGUCAAGAAGGUUCGAAGGGGAAAUGCGGAAGUCCAGUAAGUGUCAAAUGAGUUCUAUUCUCAGAGCUUUGUAAAGUGUGUCUGGCUGAAUCUACAUGGAGACUCAUGGACAUCUUCUCCCAUUGUGUUUCAGGGCGUGCAGGGAUUGACAGGGAUACAGGGAUACAGAGGAACUCCUGUAAGACUACGCCACAUUUUAGUCAUUGUAAAAGGGGCCAUUUAAAAAUAUAUAUACCAAUAAUCGUGAAUAUAUACUACACCACCUAAAGUCACCAAACACCCUGGUUUUAGCACUAGACUAGAGUAUGUCGUGUUAAGUACUUUUGAUGUUCUUUAUGGUGUGUACUGAUCUUAUUUCUACAGGGCAUAGCAGGCAAUAUAGGACCAUGGGGUGAGGUGGGCCUCCAAGGGCCACCAGGGGACAAGGGGCCCCCAGGAUCAGUUGGGCCCCGUGGAGUUGUAGGUUACCCAGUAAGUUACCUUGACGAUUUUAUUGAUUGCUGUAUUCUCAACGAUUGUGGGGCGGUCUACAUUUUCUUUCAUUUUGAUGUCUUCACAUUGUGAAUGUCCUUAAAUUCUAGGGUAAAGAUGGACCACCAGGAGGCAUUGGGCCAGUGGCAGACAAAGGGGAUAAGGUACAACUAUACUCUAUACUACUGUGAAUUCUGUCAUUAUCCAUGUCAAUGGGGCAUCAGCUGUAUCCAGUCUCUUUUUAUAAUCCUCUGAAAUAUCCUGUUUGUGCAGGGGUCCAGAGGAGCUAUCGGACAGAAGGGAGUUGCUGGUGUCGAUGGUGAGGAGGUAGAUUGAUUAUACUGUAUUGAUUAUUUAGUCAUUCUAUUUAUUCUAAAUCUAGAUAGAUUUGGUUUCCAAAAUACAGGCAUAACAUUUUUUACUAAAGAGUCUGAUGUAAGUCCAUUGAUUCUCAAUGGGUAAAGACAAUGAUUGCAUAAGAAGGGACAAGUGUUGCUGUGCUUUAGGGGCCAACUGGAUUGCGGGGGCCAAUGGGGCCACCAGGACUGAAGGGGCUAUCGGUGAGUAUCUCAGGAUUUAUUAAUCAUGGUUGACAAUAACUGUGAUAUUCAACCGACAAAAGGAUCAAUAUGACAUUUUAAUAUGUUAGGGUGAAAAGGGGAAGAUGGGCGCUCGUGGGGAAAGAGGUGGAAAAGGGGUCCAGGGAGACAGAGGCAACCAAGGUCAACAAGGACCAAAGGGCCCUCUGGGGAAAGAAGUAGGUGGUGUGUUUAUUCUAGAAAUGUGAUUGUGAUGGCUCAGAAUCAGUGUUCCUGUGAGUUUACAGUAUAUCUAUGAAAAGGAGAUAAUACUGGUGUCCUCUGAUUCACAGGGAUACUUAGGGCCCUCAGGGGACAGAGGGAAAGAAGGAGCUUCAGGACUAAAGGUGAGUCACAAACCAUCAAACAAGGGAUGGCUUUUCAACCCCACAUAAAUCCAUGAAUUUCAUUGAAAUUAGAUGAGAUUCCUGUAUCUCCUGAUGUGGAUGUGUGUUGACAGGGCCAGCCGGGCAUUAGAGGCCCAUCAGGCCUCGCUGGACGCUACGGACCAGGGGGCAACACUGGAGGAGGCGGGGCCAAGGGAGAGAAAGGGCUCCCCGGAACCACAGUAAGUAGACUAAGGCUGUUAUGGUACCACUAUUUGUAAAUAUACAGUAUGAAGCUGAAAUGUUGCUGAGAGAGCUGUUCUGGGUUGUGAAGGAGUGUCUGACUAGUGUUUUCUCUCUGAUGUAAUAGGGGCCUCCUGGAAGGUUUGGGCCUACAGGCUUAGUAGGACCAAAAGGACCAACAGUAAGGAUUGAUUUCAUGGCACACUAUUUAGAGUUAAUUUAACCUGAGAAUACAUAAUAGGACACUUAAUGUCCUGUCAUUGCAGGGUUUACCAGGAAAAAGAGGAGUCGAUGGAAAAAGUGGACUUCGUGGACUUAAGGUGUAAUGCACCAUUCAAUCUGUUACAUUUACAUUACCAUUUUAGUCAUUUAGCAGAUGCUCUUAUCCAGAUACCUUAAGGAUGUUGAGUAAUUUACAUUGUUUAACCAGUUUAUAUGGAUUUGAGGUACCAUGAUGCAAUUUUAAUGCAAUUUGUGUUUGAUCCCAGGGAGAUUAUGGGGAGAGGGGAAAGACUGGGACUGGUGGUGUCAAAGGAGAUGUGGUAUGUUUUGCUCUGCAACUUUUAAAUAAAUAAAAAUUAAACGUUUUUCUCAUCGUUUUAGCCUCCACAUCUACUCUCCUUCCUAUAUGUUUUUCUCAGGGAUUGCAAGGUCCACGGGGGAAGAAAGGAGAGUCUGGAACAAGAGGCAAAAUGGUGGGAUAUUUCAUUUUGAUUUAAAAUACAGUUUUACUAGCUGUUGUUUGAUUAAAGUUUGAAUAUGUUUUAUGGAUGUUUGUACACAGGGGACAUUGGGAAAGAGGGGGUUCACCGGUUCUCCAGGAGGUAAAGGCAGACCUGGGCCUGCUGGUGCCCCUGGAGAGAAAGGUAGUAAAGGAAUAGAAGGGCCAAAGGUGAGAGGUCAUGUCAUGCAGUACACAAUCCCUCUUGAAAUAUCACACUCUAUAAAGUGGUUGUGUCUGACCUGAUUUUCUCAUUUAUCUUUGCUGAAGGGAUUGCAUGGCAGCCCAGGAAAGAGGGGAAGCAGGGGAGCUAGAGGCAAACCAGUGAGUUUAAUCAGUUCUUUCUUUCAAUGCUUGCUCUACACUCUACCAAACCCUUUCGCCACAAUCAGGGUUGGGUAGGUUACUUUCUAAAUGUAAUCUGUUCCAGUUACUAGUUACCUGUCCAGAAUUGUAAUCAGUAAUGGCGUUUGGAUUACCCAAACUCAGUAACGUAAUCAUAUUACUUUUAGUUACUUUUGGAUUACUUUCCCCUUAAAAGGAAUUAGAAGAAGACAAAAGGGAUCCAUCAAACACAUUUGGUGUUUCAUCAUAGUAGUCUAUGACUUAUGGUCAGACUUGCUCAGUUGGAACAAACUUAAACUUGCCCCUUUUUUCAAUGCUGAAUUGAAUGUCCUUGAGAAAACUGAAAGGUGUCAUAAUGUAUAUUUUUCUCGCAAACAUCCUUUGUGAAUUUAAAAGUAAUCCAAUAAUUUAUAAUUUAGUUUUUGUAUCUGUAAUCUGAUUACAUUAUUUUAGCUGGUAACGUAACUGAUUACAGCUACAGUUUUUUGCAAUCAGAUUACAUGUCACUGAUUACAUGUAAUCCGUUACUCCCCAACCCUGCCCACAAUGAUUUCCCCCACAAUGUACUGAAGCAAAGAGUCAAUAGUUCAAUUUGAACUUUUCUUCUGUGCCACAUUUUCCUCCUCUUGCUUAUAGGGAGAAGAAGGCCCAUUGGGACCAGAUGGAUCAGUUGGAAGACCUGGAAAGCCAGCAAGUAUCCCUAUAGGGCAUACUGACUGUGACACCCAUUCACAGCUGCAUGAUCCUAUCACAGAAAAUACAAUAUACCGUGUUAUAAUGAUGUUGAUCCAAUUGAUGUGUUUGUUACAUUGUCUUUUCUAUCUCUUGUUUCGGUUGUCAUCUCAGGGACUUGCUGGUUUGGAUGGAUUGCUGGGGGUUGAAGGAAAUGAAGGAGAUAAUGUAAGCAUUGUCUGGUGCCCAAGCAUAAUCUUUAUGUAUAUAUUUGUCAAGCAGUAGCCCCAGGACAUAUUGUCUAAUAGAUCUUCCUUUAAUUCUAUUCAUCUCCAGGGUGAUAUUGGUUACAGAGGAGCCCCUGGGAGGCCUGGUCUACCAGGGAAGAUGGUGAGUGAAAUACAGACCUAAGCAUAGUGUUUUUAAGGCAGGAUAAGUACACAGGAUUUAGGAACUUGAUGCAUCCUUACUCUAAUGAUUAAUGUUACAGGGUCAAAGUGGACAACCUGGAUUGAGUGGUGGUCACGGAGCACCAGGGUCUAAGGUACGACCUGUGUUUGACUAAUUGAGAUAUCCAACAGUGCAUUUACAUAGAAAUACAACAAGAGCUAUUUGGCCAAAAAUCUUUAUUUUGCCAUGAUUUACAUUCAGAACCUUCCACCAAUGUUUUGUCAAGGGUAAUCUUGGAUCAAAAGGAAAGCGAGGACCUGCAGGGCCAAUGGGGCCAAGGGUAAACCAAUACAUGUGAAACCUUUACGUUCAUGGUUGUAAAUCCCUGUCUAUAUUCUCGGGCGUUUUUCUUAUGCUUGAUAACUAAGCACUCUGAUAUUGUUCUUCUGCAUAGGGUAUUCCAGGGUUUGGAGGAGCAAAGGGGAAGUUUGGCCAGCAUGGAUCAAAGGUGCUGUAUAUGUCUCAACACUCAAUAACACCUACAGUAUGUUAUAGAGUAAAACAACAGUAUUAGUUUUCUAUGGUGUCACAUCAUUGCUCCUUUAUAUCUGUUCUCUCUCAGGGUCAGGCUGGCGGCAGAGGCCUACAGGGACAUAUUGGACCACGAGGAAUUAAAGUAGGUCAUUUGGAAUGAAUUUGGAAAUCAAUCAACCACACCUCACAUUUAGAGAGCAGAUGACUCUUGUCUUUUUUCUUUUAGGGGAAUACAGGACUGCCAGGGAAUAAAGGGCGGUUAGGUCCAAAAGGCAUACAGGUUAGCUGGUGAUAUUUAUUUUCCAUAUUAAUUGUUUUAAAGGAAUCAUAUCCUGAUACAUGUUGCACAACAGUAUCAGCACAAUAUUUAUUAUUAGUUUAUGUCAAUGUUUUGCUAAUUUAUAGGGAGACAUUGGUCCUCGUGGUCCACCUGGGAAAAAGGGCUUCCCUGGUCUACCUGUAUGUAUUUUGUCCAUAUUUCACAAACCUUCUUAGAGUCUCUUCCAGUAUAGGUUUGCUAAAAUUAUGACAUUUUGAAGUCUUGUUUGGUCAAUUUAGUUUGUUUUAUUUUGCAGGGUCUCUUUGGAAAGAGGGUAAGUAACCAUUUAGCAUUCUAAUGUCUAUUGUUGGGUAUAUUUCCAUGGUUUCCAUCUAAAUCUAUCAUGCUCUUCGCAGGGAAUGAAGGGGAUACAAGGAAUGCCUGGAGCUAAGGGACUGAGAGGUCCACGUGGACUACCAGUACGUAGGAUUAUUGUGCCUUAUGAUCCAAAUUAGUAACAGUAACUGAAUCUUCCAGAAUGCAGAGUACAGAACAUAAUGGAUCACAUGUAAAUACAAGCCCCCAUUUAUGUCACAGGGAAAACCAGGUCCUCCUGGCCGUCCAAGAAACAGGCGACCUGGAGCCCUUGGAAAAAGAAGAGGAUCCAAAAAGGUUGGUACCCGAUUUAUUGUAAUCUAUACCUCUUUAUUAUACUGUAAGACUGAGGAAUCAUACUCCACAGUCCACACUAAAUAUUUCCUCAAAACAACUGCAUAACCUGCACUCCUGCACAUAACUUGUUCUGGGAUUCAUCCGAUGGCAUUAAGGAGUUUACCACAUCAGUCACUGGCUUCAUUAAUAAGUGCAUCGACGACGUCAUCCCCACAGUGACCGUAUGUACAUAUUCCAACCAUGGGAUUACGGGCAACAUCCGCACUGAGCUAAAGCUGCCGCUUUCAUGGAGCGGGACACUAAUCCGGAUGCUUAUAAAAAAUCCCGCUACGCCCUCCAACAAACCAUCAAACAGGCAAAGUGUCAAUACAGGACUAAGAUCGACUGUGUGAUCACACUCUCCAUAGCUGAUGUGUGUAAAACCUUUAAAUACGUUAACAUUCACAAGGCCGCAGGCACAGACAGAUUACCAGGACGCGUACUUAGAGCAUGCGCUGACCAGCUGGCAAGUGUCUUCACUGACAUUUUCAACCUCUCCCUGACCCAGUCUUUAAUGCUUACAUGUUUCAAGCAGACCACCAUAGUCCCUGUGCCCAAGAACGCCAAGGUAACCUGCCAAAAUGUCUAUCGCCCUGUAGCACUCACAUCUGUAGCCAUGAAAUACUUUGAAAGGCUGGUCAUGGCUCACAUCAACACCAUCAUCCCAGACACCCUGGACCCACUCCAAUUCACAUACCGCCCCAACAGCUCCACAGAUUACUCAAUCUCUGUUGCACUCCACACUGCCCUUUCCCACCUGGACAAAAGGAACACCUAUGUGAGAAUGCUGUUCAUUGACUACAGCUCAGCGUUCAAUACCAUAGUGCCCUCCAAGCUCAUCACUAAGCUAAGGACCCUGGGACUGAACACCUCCCUCUGCAACUUGAUUCUGGACUUCCUGACGGGCUGCCCCCAGGUGGUAAGGGUAGGCAACAACACAUCCAUCACGCUGACCCUCAACACGUGUGCGUGCUUGCUUAGUCCCCUCCUGUACUCCCUGUUCACUCACGACUGCGUGGCCGUGCACGACUCCAACACCAUCAUUAAGUUUGCAGACGACAAGACGGUGGUAGGCAUGAUCAUCAACAAUGAUGAGACAGCCUAUAGGGAGGACGUCAGAGACCUGGCAGUGUGGUGCCAGAAGAACAACCUUUCCCUCAACAUCAGCAAGACAAAGGAGCUGAUCGUGGACUACAAGAAACAGAGGGCAGAGCACGCCCCCAUUCACAUCGAAGGGGAUGUAGUGGUUUGGGUCGAGAGCUUCAAGUUCCUCGGUGUCCGCAUCACUAAGGAUCUAUCAUGGUCCACACAUACCAACACAGAGGCUGAAAAUAUUUGGCAUGGGCCCUCAGAUCCUGAAAAGGUUUUACAGCUGCACCAUUGAGAGCAUCUUGACUGGCUGCAUCAUCGCUUUGUAUUGCAACUGCUUGGCAUCUGACCGCAAGGCGCUACAGAGGCUAGUGCAUACGGCCCAGUACAUCACUGGGGCCGACCUCCCGGCCAUCCAUGACCUCUAUACCAGGCGGUGUCAGAGGAAGGCCCUAAAAAUUGUCAAAGACCCAAGUCAUAGACUGUUUUCUAUGCUACUGCAUGGCAAGCGGUACCAAUUCACCAAGUCUGGAACCAACAGGUCCCUGAACAGCUUCUACCCCCAAACCAUAAGACUGCUAAAUAGUUAAUUAAAUAGUUAACCAAAUAGCUACCUGGACUAUCUGCAUUUACCCUUUUUGCACUAACUUUUUUUACUCAUCACAUAUGCUGCUGCCACUGUUUUAUUAUCUGUCACUUUAUUCCUAGUUAUUACAUUUACAUUUAUGUCAUUUAGCAGACGCUCUUAUCCAGAGCGACUUACAUUAUCAUUUUUUUCAUACCCCCUGUGGGAAUCGAACCCACAACCCUGGCAUUGCAAACACCAUGCUCUCUAUCAACUGAGCUACAUCCCUGCCGGCCAUUCCCUCCCCUACCCUGGACGACGCUGGGCCAAUUGCCAAUAUGUACAUAUCUACCUCAAUUACCUCGUACCCCUGUACAUCGACUCGGUACUGGUACCCUGUGUAUAUAGCCAAGUUAUCAUUACUAAUUUUGUGUUUAUUAUUACUUUUAUUAUUACGUAUUUUACUUUUCUAUUAUUUCUCUAUUUUCUUUCUCUUUGCAUUGUUGGGAAGGGCGCGUAAGUAAGUAUUUCACUGUUAGUCUACACCUGUUGUUUACGAAGCAUGUGACAAAGAUUUUUUUUUGGGAUGAUGUAUCAGUAUUUAUUUGUAAAACCUCCUAAUGUGAGUCUGUCUGUGGAUGGCCCUGUUUUCCCAGCAAACUCGGGCCAUGACCAGGAGAACGCUUGCCUCACUGCCUGACCAGAACUCAAGCAGCUCCAUCAGCUGGCCUCAGGGCACCAAAAACAGCCCUGCAACCACUUGCCACGAGCUGGGGCUUAUUCGCCCAAACCUCCAGGAUGGUGAGUGGAGCUCAGCAGGUAGAAGUUAGACUGGCCACUGAGCUGUUGUAUGCAACAGAGCAAGUGAAGCCAACCUCUCGUAAUUUUUACAGCUAGAGUCAUUUGUCCAAUAAUGUGUUCGUUAGUUUUACAAAGGUGUGAUCUUUCCAGGACACUUCUACAUGGACCCUAACCAGGGCUGCCCAUUUGAUGCCCUGCAAGUGUUCUGUAACUUCACUGCAGGAGGGAUGACCUGUAUACCUCCUGUCCAGUCACAGGUAAGUAGCUGGUCCUGACAUCAGUCAAGAUAGAGUGGGGCAAGUGGUUGCACAGAAUAUUUGAGAAUUAAUGAUUUAUCUACAACUUUGCCUCUCUCUUGAGCAGAAUAUUGAGGAAGGUUAUCUAGUGAGCAUCAAUUAUGGGUAACAUAAUUUCUCACAUACAUCACUUACACUUAUUGUUUUCAUUUUGAAAAGGCAUGUUGUGAUUUAUCUUCCUAUAGAUAAUAGGAAAAUGGGAACCAGAAAAAAAGAAGUCCAAAAAGUCUAUCAAGUGGUUUAGCCAGCAUGAUGGUGGCUAUAGGGUAAGACAUUCAGCAUGUUACAUUUAGAAUCCAUCUACAACUGCAUUACCGUAGCUGAUCCAAAUGAUUUAUGUCUCUCCUACUGUAGUCUGAGUAUGCUGGUCUUGAUGUGGUCCAGCUCCGGUUUCUACGGUUACACAGCCACUCUGCCUCUCAGCGCCUGACCAUCGCCUGCCCAUUUAACCACACUAGCAGAGAAAUCAGGAAAAAGACAACAAACAGGGUUCUUCACUUUCUGGGAGACUCCGGUGGGGAGAUUGGUUCAAGCUAUAUGACAGUAUGGAGGAAUGGUUGUGAAGUAAGACCCAAAGAACAAUGUAAACCUUUAUACACAUGUAGUACAUUUGCUGCUUUAUGUCACCUACAACUCAUGCUACACAACCAUUGUAAUUCAUUGCCUGGCCACUUGAUGUCAGUCAAGACCUAUAAAAAGACUACAUGUCUACUGUACAAUGUGAGACCAAUGUUGUGUACUGUAAUGAGAGCCGGGUAUUUUCAGCUUGUUCUCCCAUGUCUGUCACUCAGGUGGAGGUGGAGGUUCGAGUAAGAGGGAGCACAGAGAUCCACAGAGGGGACAUGGAGCUACUACCCCUCAGGGAUGUUAGUGUGGAGGGAAGUGGAGACCACUGGGACACAGACUUCAGAGCUGUCCUGGGACCUUUGUGCUUUUUGUAGCCUCAGCUUAUCCAAAGAGAAGCAGCUGUUUCUCCCAGAGCCGUCAAGCUCUGCCCAAUGUAUGGGUCAAGAACAUUUGGGUGCAAUUCCUCUUCAGGACAAAAGAAAGAGAUAUCAUCAUGUUGUGUGAUCUCUGUAGCAUUUGUCUAAUUGUGAUAACAACUAGAGCUUUAUAAUAAAAUAUGUAUUUUGGAGUUAUUUGUUAAUCUUGUUAUAAUAUGUGUCUUUUAUAAAGAAAAAUAUAUAGCUGUUGUGUUCUUUGUAUCUCCGGCAUGUCGAUUUUUUUAAAUGAUUAAUUUUUCUUACUGAUGUACUGUGU